CCUUGCUACCGGCUUCCGGGAAGAUUUUCCGUCCGUCCGGCUCUGCGGACUCAAGGAGAGAAAGGUAACGGCCACGAUCCUGUGCUAAAAUCUCCUUUAAAAAUGCUUAUAUGUGAUGAAAAGUGUUGAAUGGCUUUCACGCAGAGUGCCGAGAGGUCUAUUGAGGUGUAGGUGUGGUUGUUUUAGUCUGAAGAUUGUGCUUGCUGUGGUGACUUUCUUCAGUCUGUUUCUGCUGUUUUCAGGGAUUAGCAGGCUAGCUGGUUGUUAGCAUUCAGUGCUAAUGCGACGUGGGUGUUCUUUCUUUACUUUACCCUGUCAAACAUUAUUACAGACAACCAAAAUAACUCAUUCACACCGCCUUUUAGGGACGUUUUUAUUUUAAGUACUAUUUACGUUUGAAGACCAACCAACUGUCGCGCUCCAGUGUUGGUGUUUUUGCCGGUAAACGUUACAGACGUUCAGCCCUCCAACCGUCCUGCUAGCUUGCUCCAUAACAGGCUACACAGGCAGCAGCAGCAGGAUCAAACCACUACACUCAUGUCGAAGCUGUGUCUUUCCUUGUGUCAGCUUCUUUAAAGAAAGCCGGGAGACUGGAGUUAUCCAUAAAGGCAUGUUUUGACAGCUGUGACAGUAAAUCGGGUGUUAACGUGAUACCUGAAACCAUGUGGUUGCCAUGUAAUGUUUGCUGGCGUUACCGGCGAUCUGAAACCAGUGUGCUGGGUGGUAUAGGAAAUUGAUGUAGUGUAUAGCUCAGCCUUUUAGGAGUCUCACUGUUACAACUCCAAAAAGCUUAAAGAAAACAUGAGCAAAUGUGUAAGUAGGUAACAGCUGGAGUGUGUAGGGGAUAAUCCUGUGACCCUGCCUGUUUAAUUCCCUGUCAGACUGAUCUGACAGGACACUUGUUUUGCAUGUGACACCUUGGUUUGGGUCCUGAUGAGGUGCAAUGUGCCAUAUUGUCACCUGAUCAGUAUGGGAUUUUCCUAAAGCAUCAUUGAGUAUCCUGCUCCCACUGCUUGUGCUGCAUCAAUGUAAACGUAGGUUGUCGCAGUGGUGAUGCUGGUGUCUAACUGGGCCGAGGUGAAACGGAGGUGUCUGACUCAUUGUAGCUUGUUUCGGCACUCACGACACCGUUGACAGCACCACCGCGGUGAUAAACCGGGAUGUCUGAAGCUUCUGAGUAAACUUAGUGUUCGGAUAUAUGAGUAAAUGAUUGUGUUUUUGAAUGGUGAUGUUAUCAGCCAUUACCAGUAGCAUUCUCCGUUGCCUGUCAGUCAUCUAGUAAGUAUCCACGUUUUAUCGACUCGAUCACUGCUGACUACGUUGAUGUCAUUAUUGUUCUGUUUAUUUGCUGUGCUACAAAUGAAACGCAUCAUUGCCACAUCAUUUGAGGUGUGGUUGGCAUGGCCGGGUAGUGCAUCGCGCCAACAGCAGGACAAAACCACGUGCUAAAUCCAGAUUGGCCUAGGAAAGUUAGCAAAAGGCUAACAGCACAACAUACUGCACGCAGCACCCGUGUUCGUAGAUGUUCUAGCAAGGUGGAGCAGUUGAUUUGUGUUUGUUUAUUGAAAUGCAAUGCAAAUAGUUGUCAUUAUUGUACGAUGCGUGUGUGUGUGGACACGCCCCUGUGUCAAAGCAAAAGCUCUUCGGUGUUAUACCGGUGCAACACUGGCGUUACAGGGCAUUAGCAUAGCAGCUGGUUGUUAAUAGUGAUGGUGUGAGAUUGUUGGUUUACAGGGAGGCAUCAUCGCUCCUGUAGUCAUGUUGAAACCGGUUGUUGAUCACUUGACCAUGCCUGCUGCUGCUGCUGCAGCUGUGAGGCUGAUGUUUAGGACUGCAGGCAUGUGACUCAAGCUGAAAACGUAGGUGCAGUCACCAUAGAGCAAUUUUAAAGACAUCCCUCCCAAACGUUUGUUUACAUUCAGUCCACCAGUAUAUAAUGCAGUGAUAUGUGGCAUGCGCAAGCCAGAGUGAAUGAAUGAAACUUGACUUGAGAAGAACAAUUGUAGGAUAAAUGCAUGAUAUGUCAAAGCCAGGCUGUCACAGUUUGCCUGACAUAAGGACACCACGCAGCUUCCUGGUGUGAAACUGUGUGAAAGCAUAGUCCAGGCAUGUGUGGGUUUUGGCAGAGUGUUAGUUAACUAGAGGAACAUGGAAGGGCCGGGAGGGACAAGCUGUGCUGGAGUGAUGCUGUGUCACUGAAGCCUGACUUUCACUGUACAUCCUCAGCAGCAUGAAAUGUCUGACUGACUGAAGAUGCGUUUGCUUAUUGGAUGUGACGAUCUUGUUAAAGCAAUGUUUUGUUCGGUAGUAGUGGACCUUUUAAGUGGAAAGGAUGUAUUGUAAGUUGUGCAUUUGGUUAGUUUUGCAUUCUCGAAUCAUCAAUAACAUGAAUUUUGCUCAUCAUGAGGAGUGCAAGCCUUAUUAAACUAAUAAUUAGUAUUUAUUAAUCACUUCUGUGUACUGACAGAAGCUGUCUUAGCUCUCAACUCAUGAUGCAACACAAUUCACAAUGCUGUGUUUAUGAAGGAUUUUUUCAUUGUAAGUUACAGGGUUUAUGUUGGUGUGACUUUCGGGCUAAAUAUACAGUAUUUAUACAAUUCCACAGUCAAAGAAAUCUGUCAAGUCAAGUGAAGCCUGCCACCAGCAGAGCUUUUUCUGUGCUGAUGUUGCUGUAAGGGCAGACACUGUGGCUCUGUGGCUGGUACACCCUGCCAUCACAGUCUGCAUGGCAGAGAGCCGUAUAUAACAGAGAAGUUACUGAAAGCAUCAAGGGUCGAUAACUUAGCAGAGGCUUAACAGACUGUGAGUAAGAGGGCUUAAAAACCCUCACAGGUAUACAUGAUCAAUGUAUGUUAUGGUCCUCUUUUUAAGAGGGCAGGCUUACAAAUCUGUCAAGAUAGAAGGAAGCAAUACAAUGUCAGCCUAUGAUAAUCAUAUACCACAGAUGUUUAACUCUUUGGACAAACCAAACAACACAGAAGAAUUAAUGACAGCAGUCAGUCUGCAGGUUUAAUUUUUUUGGCUAGCCUUGGAUGGAUACAACAGAGCAAACCCUCUCUUGACUGAAAAAGUGGGUAGUAGGGUAGCAGGUGUUUUAUAAAAAGAAAUGCAGAAAUGAACAAGAAAAUGACAAGUAAAGUGACACCCCAUGGUACUUACAACAUUACAAAAUUCUCUCUAAAAUUGGUCCAUUAUGGCCACUUUAUGUGUGUUUAGUCCUCUUCAUGGAUGAAUUGCUCUCAAUUUUUAGUCCCACAGUUAACUCUCUCUUCUACUGGCUUUUGAACCGUUUCAUUUUCAGCUGUAAAACAAAGAAAUCAUUUGCUGGAAAGUUAGUUGGGAAAACUGCUCCAAAAGUAAUAGCCAUAUUGGUCCAAUUAAAGACUUUAUUUUCUUGAAAAUACAUGAGAAAAAGAGGGAUCCUCUUGUGACGAGUCUAGACUUGUUCUUUCAAACAUAUGUUAGUGACAGUUAAGUGACGUACCCGGAUGUUUUUGCAAAUGAAUCUACAGUGCACAAGCAAGGUGUCAAUCAUCUCGCAGUCUCCCAAAAUUUUAUCCUUGUAAAGUCAUUAACCAGUAUCUCUGACAACGUAGUUACUAAGCUGACUAAUCACUUUGCUGUAUGUUUUAUUAUAAUUAUUAGAGUAAUCAUUUCAGUGCAUGAUAAUCCUAAUAGUGAAUUCGAUUUAUUUAGAAAUUUUGAUUUAUUAUUUUUUUAUUGUUUUUCUGGUAACUGUAGGUUAUUAGGUAUUUAUGACUAUUCAGAGCAUGGGUCUGGUAGCUGUUCUGUAUGGCUGCGGCUGACGGUUGGUUUGGUUGAUCUGCCGACUGAAGGAGAGCACCUGCAGGAAGAAUCUUCCUAGAUUCUAGGAGAAAGCCUACUUAAAGUCAAAGGCAUAUUUGCCUUCACACAUGCAGCUUAGCUAGACAAUAUCAGGAAAUGUUCGAGGCUGAAUGCAAAAGGGUCUUUUGUGAUAGCUUGACUUGCUGAACAAAGUGUUGCAUGGAUGAUUUUUUACCUAAAAUUUCUUAAUAUUGUGGUUUUGACAGAUAUCUUGCUUUUUAAAAAGUAUAAAAAGGGAAUAAAGUUGACUUGACAGGGAUUCUUUAGAUCUCUGUUGUUAUUGCAGAUUUAAAACAUGCAUCACAUUUGAAUUCAUCAUGAUGAUUAAAAUCAUUUUUUUACUUAUUGAAAGAAAAAACAGGAAUGUACUUCCGUUAUAUUGCCUGGCCCCACAAAGAAUCUCGAACACUGCAGCAGGCCAUGAACUCAUUAGGACAGUGACUCAUUUAAUAUUUCCCCUGAUCAAAGCCAGGCUGCAGAGUAUGCUAAGCUCUCAUUAUAUUGCAUUGCACAGCUUGGAAAAGUUCAUUUUAUUGAGAUAUAUUUGAAAACAGUUGUGCUUUUGGAACGGAGGUUCUGCUUUAAAUUAUACAUGUACAGUGGUAAGGCUUUGGAGGUGAUAUGCUAGCCAAUUUCUUUGCAGCAACUUCAGCUCCUCUUCUCCUUUGUGGGUCAUUGGAGUGCACGCACAGAGAGGCUUAUGCAACAGUUGUAGGAGCAUGUUUCACCAGCAGUGGUGCCGGCAGCUGGAUCUCAGCAGGGCUGCACGUCAGAGUGGCUCGAAUGACUCGGCUGUGUGUGAUUAGGAGGUGGAGGUGCCUUAUUUUUACAACAGAACCCUGCAAAACAAAGCCCACCCAAACACCCCUCUCUGCUCUAACUCUGCUGCGGCAGAUGGGUCCAAGGAUAUUUCCGAUUACUCAUAUGUGUCUUCUGCAGUUGAACUUGUAUGGUAUCCAGAGAGUGUGUCAUCAACACACAAGUAUUCAGAGAUACCCUUAUGUUCUCCAACGUAAGGAAUCCCCUCUAAACAGUGAAGGUUUUGUUAGUGUGUCCUGCUGACUGGCGUCCAGUCUGUAAGGCAGUGUAGGUUGUUAGUCUGAGACUCUUUUAGCCACGAGAUUGUUUAUUCAGCGUUUUAUCUCCCUGCCAGCUCGGCUCAGUCUGACAAUCUCUCUGUUUGUGGAGAAGUCUUUGAGCUGCUGGAUGACAGUCUUUCCUAACCCUAACUGAUAUUGCUGCCAUUCUCCUGGGCUCCAAAGCACCUGAGGCAAUCCUACCAUCAAUGUCUGUCAGACAGUGUUUUUCCAAGCUGGGGAUUUCUGUCCAGCUGUAGGAAAACCCUCAACUAGUUAUCUGUUCGUGGUCUUGUUUUUGUGUGUCGGCAGAGUCAUGGAAACAGAAGUGAUCAUAACCUUUCCUGCAGCAUGAUUUCCUCUUCUUUAAAAAAAGGAAAAAAAAAAACUCUGAUUCAUCAUGACUCAGGCAUUUUACACUGCUGCUUCCGUGAGUGUGUGUAAGGGAGAGAGUGUAUCCGUGAAAAGGGGCGUGAGUGGGUCAGGGGGAGAGAUAGUAGGCCUGUGCUAUUUAUACUAAAAUGUGUCACAAGUGUAAGAAAGGUUGUGGUUUUCAAUCUGGACUUGUCUCCCUGUGUAGCUAACCCUGACAGAAAGUGUGAUAUGUAAGGUUUCUUGUCAGGUGAAUGGACAAAGGCUGCAGUAAUCGAUAGGAACGCACUGGUGUAUCAGUCAAAUAUCGACCCUGUUACAGACGAGUACCUAUCCGCAAAUGUUGUGCCAUGUCAGCAGCUGGUGUUUAUUUGUAUGUACUAUAGCAACCUGCCCUUUUCUCAAUCACAUUAAUGCAAACCUAGGGUAGGGAGCCGUGACACCUGACUACCAAUCGAGAGGAGAUGCAUUUUAUUGGGCAGAAGAAGUCCCCUGCUGGACAAACUCUGAUGUAGUUCAUGCCCAAGCUUGAAAGAACAUGUUCAUUUUGGGACUAUCGCAUUGUCUCCAAGAAAGAUCAGUAACAUGCAGUUUGUAACACAGGCCCCAGAGACGUUUGAAGAGUGACUUUAAAAGAAGGACAAGCUUCUAUUAUAUUACCUUGUGACCUGAAUACUUUAGGCUGUCAAGGUUCAAAAGCUUCAGGGAAACAUUUCUUAGUCGAUUUUAAGAAAAUAAGAGGGAAAGCUGAACUUCAACUUCAAGCACAGCAUUGAUAAGCAUUCCAGUCUCCCAUGAGUUGAUCAGUUCGUGAGCAUGUCCCUCAUGACCGAGGUCAGCCUACGCACAUUUCUAAUGACUUCUUCCUGAUCAGCUUGUGGGGGACUGUAAUGCUGAUCUGAACCAUGCGCUGUGAUUUACUCAUGAUCUUUCAUCUCGCCACUUCAGCCAGAGAGCUGGUCACUUUUUCACUGUCUUUGUACAGAAGUUUUAGUUUGUGUAUGUUCCCUCUCGUCUUUUAAAAAUAGACAAAGAUGUGUUGUUGUUUUUUUUUGUCGGGAAAAACUUAACAGCGUGAAGGCAUACAGGUCGCGCUGAAUGCAGCAGGGUUUUUAACAGCUUUCAAACUCACAACAGGCACAGAGUGAAAUGCCAGAAGAGAGCCAGCCUGAAAAGGUUGUCUAAAAAUGUGUGUGCAUAUGUUGGAUCUAACUAAGGUUUGCUCAGGUAGAGCAGACCAGUCAUCUAUCUGAUAGACUGCCAAUCAGAUACUACUCCUACGACUACAAUCAGAUAGUUUAUUUUAGAAGGCGUUUAUUGAGUUUAUUUUACUGCCUUAGUCAAUCAAAAUACUUAAUUAAAAAAUAGAGUAGGCCUUCAAAAAGUCUCUCCCUGAAUGUAAAUCUUGAGAAGGAGGGUGUCUUAUAAUUAGGGUCAUCUCCAAGCCGCUCUGAUACUAUGACUGAUCUGCAAGAAAAGUUGGCCUGAUAUUAUGCAACAAGUACAGUCCUUGAGCAGAUCGUGUUGCCAGUAAAUGGCUGUGCAAGCAGGGUCUCCAUGUAAACAUGCAUACUACGCAGCUACUGUCACAGAUCAUGUGGCCUGGGUCAAGUUAGGCAACGUAUUUUCAGUUUGCCUUGACUUCGUAUUCCUGUUGACUACAUAGACUAAUAUAGAGGACACAGUCGUUCAGGUAUAAGUAAGAUGGGAGUUGUGGACAAGCGUCAAAAACAUCACAAUGUGAAAAGUGUGAUUGUCACCUUACUUGUAUAUCUGUGCUUGAAAAAAUCCCAGCGUAUGCAUUUGUGAAUUUUUUUGUUAAUCUUUCCUUUUGCUCAAUUUAUCAUAAGAGUAAAAAUAAUAUUGUCAAGUCGGUUUCUGCCUUUUUCACUAUCUUUCCAUAGUCAUUGUCCCAUGAGGUCUGCUUUCUACCUCCCAAUCUUCAGAUUUCCCCUCCUCCAAAUCUCCAGCAUUUGGCGAUAAUACCCAGCUCUUUGUCUUGUAGAUGGUAAACAAAGCUAACUUUGUCCCAUGGUUUCUGAAGUCGGACUGAAUGCAGACUCAUGUUGUCUUAUGUUAUGUAAGGAUAAGGUCAGGAAUUCUGUAUUUGACCUACAGACAGAGAGAAAACACCAAAACUCUGCAUGUUUAAAACUUUAUUUCUGGACUUGCCCUGACCCAACAGGAGUUUGAUUUGCUGCUUCUUGCAGUGUUUGUUAUUAUUACUUAUCUCUUCACAUUUUUUGUUCUGGAUUUUAUUUUACAAGAAAAUAAUCUAAAUCAAACUGACAAGGAUGAUUUAUUUUUCAUUUUGCCCCACAAAGAAAUAAAAAUAAAUUACUUGGGAACUAUUUUUUGAACUUUUAGUCAACUUUUAUAAUAAGAUACCCAGUUUUGAAGUCUUGCAUUGGGAAUGAUGGAAAAUUUUUGUUAUCAUCUUUGACUGUCAUUGUAAUUUGGGGUUUUAUUAUGCAAAUAUGAAACAUUUCCUGAUAUCUUGCUGAACUCUUGGAAAAUAUGAUUAAAGGGGGGAAUCAUGCAAUUUUUUCAGACUCUAUAUUUCUUAUCUGAUUCUUCUUUUAAUAGUUUUACAUGAUUUUCAGCUCAAAUAAGCCUCAAAUUUCUUACUUAUUUCAGCCUCUGUCUUAAACGUCUCGUUUUACCUGCUGUCUCUUUAGGGCCCCCCUCCACAAACCUACUUUCUUCUGAUUGGCCACCUCUCUGGAGGCUUUCCGGAAAUCGGUUCUUUCUGUUGUGGUCAGCGGGGAAGUGUUACCCCCAUAGACUGUAUAUAGAAUGGUUGCCAUCUGCCUCCUUGCUGGGUAAAGCCACCGAGAGAGCAGCACCUUCUGGUGACAGGCUGCAGUAUAGGUCAUAAAUCCCACCUCCUCCAGCAAUCCCUGUGGAGCUGUGGACAAACUUUAGAAACUAUUACACAGAAUAUAAAUUUUUAUCCCCCUGGUUGCGACGUUGACAUGUAGUUAACGUAAGACUGGUUUGUGCUCAAGCCCUCUUUUUUUGUGCAGCUCCAUUUUUAGAAGUUAUUAGGGGCUUCAUGUUUACUAUGAUUGACACUUGAUACAGCCUAUGGGCGUAGCUCACCUUGGGGAUACGCUGUUUGAGCCGAGCGCCAUCACAGCGACUCUCAGCAACUCUCCUGCCAAAUGUGCACUAUGCUACUGUGCAAGUGGGGGUUCCAGGAAGUGGAGAAAGUCCCAAGAGCAAUUCAGCUUCAAAUUCGUAUAAUAAUGGAAAGCGGAACCAAGUUGUUUAUGUAUAGUCUGUGACAACAUACGUUUACCUCAGGAUUCAGACACCAAACUUUGUAACUCAGCAGUUUUUGUUGUAAAUGAGGAAAAGUAUUGAUACCCCUCCCCCUUAACAUGUUCUACUUUUUACUAGACCAUAGUUUGUCUUAAAAUAUCAGUAGCCCUGUGACUGAAAUACAGUACCUUAUGUUUUUUUGCUUGUGUGGUCCUGAGGAUUUGUUGUUGGUAUUUUUUGUGCAAAAAAAAUCUUGCCAUGCUUUAUUUCAACACCAAAAUAAUUAACCUACCAGAACUCUGUACCUUUUGAUAUGUUAAGGGUAAAGAGGUUCGUAAAUCAGCCAGUUGUGAAUUACUUCCCACCUCUCUCUGGCACUUUUUUUUGCAUUACAGGAUAUAGGAACUGCCUUUAUGUGGAUGGUUUCGUUCACUUUUGUUGGUUAGAAUGAGGCGUCAGCUGGUUUGGUUCCAGUCUGUUUCGUAACCUCCCAGGAGCUUUACACACAAACCUUCUACCUUCAUGUAUUCCUGUAUUUACUGGCACAGUUGUUUGUUGAGAUGCAUCAUGAGGGAUAAUUUGAUGUCCCAGGCUUUGAUGAAAUUGCUUCCCGAAGUGCGUUUCACCUGCAGGUUGCUCUGGCGGUGCUGGUUAAGACUCCCCUGGUUUGACCUUCUGUGGUAAUUACUCCCAGAUGAAUAGUUUCAACAAGACUAAUUGUUUGGAAUAUAUAAGACAAAAAACAGCCCCUGAGACCUUUGGAUCUUUUCAAAGUAUUCACCUCCCAUGUAAAGUCUGAUCUCCCUGCUUUAAGAUGUUAGUGCAGCAUGUUGGUUGGUAAAUGUGAUUUUGUCAAACAAACAUCAGGUAGAGAUGCUGCACACUCGAUAUUUACUAAAAUUCUCUUUCUCUCCUUGUUUUGUUUGUUUUCAGGAAAAUUUGUUCCUCAGUGUGACCACACUAAGGACCUAAGAUUCCUAAAUGUAAGUAAGCAAAAUAAGUUUUGCCUAUUAACAGAAAGUUGGUGUUAUACAUGUUGAACCUGAUCAUAUAUAUGUUAUCAUUUUUGUUUGUGUUUGUUAAUUUUCUUUAUUUUCGGUCCUUCAGCCUCUAAAAAACCUUGUCAUCAUUUCAAUCAAAUCCCUGUCUAAAUACAACCAACCGCUCUCUCUUUUUUUUGUCAGAUUAGUACACAGGUCCACAUCUGCCUCCCCAUGCAGAACUCCAUGAAAUGAAUAAAGCACCACAGCCUAUAACAGGACCCCCCUCCAACCCCCACCCUGCCCCCUCCCCUGGCCUUCCACAGGUAAGGAUCCCUGCUGCUUUACCCUCUGUCUCCACUCUUCAAGGACAUUUUGCUGUCUUGUUUAGUUUAUUGCGUAAAAAGCCGUUUGGGAGCAUUUUUGUGUAUUUAAUGAGAAGCAGAAUACACAGCAGUGCUUCUGUGGUGCAGGAUGGAUGCGGCUGCUGCAGGCACUGUCUUAGUACAACUGUCAUUCAUGCAGCAGCAAUACAGUCAUUGUAGUAGUCAGAAAUGCUCAGCUUCUUACUAUGCGGAUGUGUCUUUUUCCAUUUUGCACUCACUUUUUUAGCUGACAGCUUUACCAGCGUGCAGCAACUCUGUUCCAUUGAUAGACUCCAAAAGUUUGAUCCUCCAGAGUUUCUUUUAAAAUAGGGCAAAAGUCAGAAAAAUAGUAUUUGAAUUCUUAGGUUUUUCUCCUUCGUUGCCUCAGAUUAAGUGUGUACACCUAAGAACACAACUUUUUCAAUUUUCUGUUAACAUAUUUGCAACUAGAAGUUGUUUACAUGGAAAUGUAUGAGAUAGAGAAUGUUAAACUGGGGCCACUUGUUGUCUAGCUGCACACCCCAGUCUUUAUUUCACUGCCUAUGUAGAAUCCUGAUCCUGACAUGAUUUGAUGCAUGUCAUUCCCCUUCUCUCUUUUUCUCCCCAUAUUUCAUUUCUUUCCCAUGCUGUUCUUUCAAAUAAAAGCCAAAUGCCCAAAACACAUUUCUGAGAACAAAAAAAGAAAAAGUUGAAAUAUUGUUCAUGUUUUGUGCUGAAAAGGCAAACUUUUGAAACAAGGUCCCAGAGUGGAAUCCUUUAAGAGCGCCACCCUUUCUGUUGCUGUGUUAACAGUGAAUUCACAGCUCACGCCUUCAUGCGGGGGCCUUUAAACAUCUUCACUGAUGUUUCAUUGCAAAGAUAAAUGAAAAGCAAUUAGCUGGUAUACAUGCGCUACCUGAUUCCUUUUGACAAAAGUGUCAUAUUAACGCAAAGGGAAGGCCUUUCUGUUUUGAGUGGGGUGCUCCUAAUUAAGACAAAACCAUGGAUGUGUGCCCAUACCUUUUUCCUCUUCUGAUACCAAGCACCAAUCAGAUCCAGGUGUGAAUACUCAUUAGGGUUGUUUGGUCUCACUUUGCUAGAGCCAAUUAAAGUACAAAAAAAAAAACCUCUUUAGAAAAUGCAGGCUGUUAUUUUCUUUAAUUUUCUCAUUUAGCAGUUACUUCUGACCUCAAAGUUCAAGGAUAUAUAAAACAAGUAAAGAAGCCAGUUUGGAGAAGAUUACUGACAUUCCUGUGUUUCUCGUGUUUGUAGAAAAACAUUUAAUGUGUAAAGCUGAUGUAAUGGGUGUUUAUACCAGUUUUAAUUACCAGGUCUACUUGUGUUGGAGAAAAGGGGAUCUCUGAGCUGAAUUGAUCAUUUUAAUAACCUUGUAUAAAGGAAUUUUAAAAAGCACAGUUGACGCAGUUUCAACAUCAAACAGCUGCUUUGAUAACUGACCUGAAAUCAGCUCUUCAAGGGUGCUGUUAAACAUCAGAUACUCUUGUCAGUUAUAGUAUGUAGAAAAGGACAGAAAAUACCUGAAUUGUUGCUGGUUUUUACCCAGCACAGAAGACUUUGUAGGUGACCUGCUUUUAGAAGAAAAAAUGGUUUCUGGGCAGUUAAAUUCAUUGAGUGUGAAGUUUAUUUCAAAGUCUAAUUUGUGUGUCUAGUCUACAUCUGUUCCUGCUGAUACCCGAUCCCUCAUUUUAGGCUUCAUUUCAGGCAUUUCUGAUUCUUGAAUCUGUAUGCAAACACCUCUUAGACAGACUUAGACAGGGAAUGACCCUGAUGUCAAAAAAUAAAACGACAUGACUCAAAACGAUGUACCUAGAAUCAGCGCUUUUUGACCACUCCUCUCCUGGCAGUCUUGGCUCCUCACCCUCCUACACCUUCUGUGUCCCACUCUUCUGCUGUUGAUAUCACUUCUGUCUCUUGCAGCCCUCCUUCCCCCCUGGGCAGCCCCCUUCUGUUGUGUUUGCCCCCCCACAGCCUCCACAAAUGAACCCAACACCACAGCCCCGACAGGUAGGCCUUCCCACUGCUCACCCACUCUGCUUCAUUUCGUUACAGCUAUCAGAGUCCGUAGCUCCUUAGUCUUUUAAGCAGUCAACCUCACGGCAGCUCCAUCCCCUUUUGUUACAAGUUAUUGAGUUUGUUUAAAAUUUUCCCUUUUGUGGAAAGAGUUUUCUGACAACAGGAUCCAGACUUCAGGUUUAAGGUGUAAUCUUACUGCAGCCGAUAUCCCUUAGAGAUAUUAAUUGUCCACUUGCGGCUCAUCGUCUGUCUAAAAUCCUCCCAAUGAAAAACAAUCUCCAGGCUUCUGUAUCCCUCUGUGACUUUCUUAGCAUGCCUGCAUGUCUGUUUGCAUACUCCUCCUCACUAGAUCUGCAUCAUUUUUAAUGCUCAGUGGCAGCCUGUCCUUCUUAUUCUACCUCACCCAGUAUCACAGCUAGGCUCACACUGACCCAGUCUGCACUUUACAAACACUCUUUCCUCAAAGGGAUAGUUCACCAAUUUUUGAGGUUCGGUUGUACUAAUCAGUGCUCAUCAUCAGUACUUGGGGACUUAUAAUAGUUAGUGUAUUACCACCUAGCUAGAAACACUAACCGGCCAGUCUAUGCGGCUCUCUUCACACAUGAGCUCCUGAAAUUUUUUAGAUUAUUUCAAGAGCUUCAGUCCCUUGUAAUUUCAAGAAUCGCUCCAUAGCUGGAAGUCUGAUGCUGUGUCAGCACUCUCAUGACAUGUCUUAUUUUAGGUAUUGACCAAAGACUGUAUAUAGAAUGGAUGUAGUCUGCCUCCUUGCUGGAUUCCUUGAGAACAGCACCCUCUGGUGACGGGCUGCAGUAUAGGUCAUAAAUCCCGCCUCCUCCAGCAAUCCCUAUGGAGUUGUGGACAAACUUAGAAAUGAAUUACACAGAAUAUAAAUUUUUCUCACCCCUGGUUGCGAUGUUGACAUGUAGUAACUGUAAGACUGAUUUGUGCUCAAGUCCUCUUUUUUUCUGUGCAGCUCCAUUUUCAAAAGUUAUUAGGGGGUUCAUGUUUACUAUGAUUGACACUUGAUGCAGCCUAUGGGCGUACAAAGAUUGUGUAGCUCACCGGGGAUACGCUGUUUGAGCCGAGUGUCAUCACAGCGACUCUCCUGCCGAAUGCGUACAAUGCUACUGCUCAAGUGUUGGUUCCAGGAAGUGGAGAAAAUUCCAGACAAACCAAGAGCAAUUCAGCUUCAAAUUUGUGUAGUGAUGGAGAACCAAGUUGUCCAUAGUAUAUACAGUCUAUGGUAUUGACCCCAACUCAUACAGACAUUUUAUAUGGGAGCUGGCUGGAAAGGUCCUGUCAGAAUCAGGGUGAAAAAUGUGGACAUUUGCUGUUCAUGCAUGCAGAAAAAAUUACCAGGAAAGUUCCCAGAGUGCAUUGCAUGUUCAGAUAGGCAUAGAGCAGCUGCUGGACACCUCUGCAAAUACUUCUUAUUGAUCUUCCAAAACCUUAUUGUGUUAGUUUUGAAGGAGUUUCAUAUCAUCCAAAUUGAGAGUGUAGCAUAGAUCUUCUGCUUCUUGUCUUUAAUCGUUGUCUUGUCUGCCCCUCCUCCUCCUCUAGUUUGCCCCUGGGCCCAGACCUUUACAUCAACAGGUACUAACAGCACAGUUGACUAACUGAGGGUGUGGGAGGGGGUCAUAUCUAAACAUUUUAAAAGCAGCCUGGAAAUCUGAGGGGUCAGAAAGUGUUCUAAGGCUAAUGGACAACUGAAGUGUGGGCAUUCUAAAUGAGAGAUACACUGUCUUUACCCAGUCGCUAAAAUUGAAUAUCACCAUAUCUGUUUUUUAUAUACCUCUGAAAUUUUAGAAGUUACCUGUUAGUUAUUUACAUAUGAUGUGUUGGAGUUCAAAGUUCACUGUGUUGUUGUGUGAAUUGCUGUUUAAAAUAAGAGUUUGAUGAUGGUUUGGAAGUCUUAAUGGAAUUGAAAUUAGCAUUAAGAACAUGUGAAAAGAUGAAACUGAAAAAUGUUAUUGUUUUGUUACAAAUAUCACUGUAAGUUUGAUGCCAGCAGCACAUUUCAAACGGGUUGGUGCAGAGACAUGUUGAUCAUGUUGCACUUUUUUUAACAACGCUCUGAGGAUACUGAAGAAACCAGCGUCUUUGUCUUUGCAUCAUCUUGGUGGAAUAUGCAUUUAAGGUUGUCCCUGAAAAAAGGCAUUGUUUAUAUCCCAGCAUACAGAGGGUUUUAUCUAAACAUGUCCAUUUUGUUAAGGACCAAUGAAGCCUUCCCAUAUUUGUAAGCUACCUAUGCCAUGUGCAUUUGAAGCUAUAGUGCAUAACUUUUACGUGUCUGUAAAUUUCUGUUUCACCCAAGCCACUACAAGAGGCGAUGAUACAACGCUGAUUAAGCCGUAUAGCUCCUUUAAAACCUUGCAGUAUUUUUUUUUUAUAUUUGGUGUUGAGCUUGUAGUCCAUGUCGCUGUGUGUAACUACCUGUGUGCGCUUUGACGAGUAACUUUGGUAGCCGACACGUUGUGUGGACAGUUACAGUCUGUUUACCGUGACGAGCAGUAUACGGUGAGUCACGAUUGUUACUCUGUGUACAGGUUACUGUCAUUUUGAUCAUUUUAGUAUCAUUGUAAUAACGCAGAUAUCUUCUAUAGCAGUGGUUUUCAAGUCCAGUCCUCGAGGCCCACUGUCCUGCAUGAUUUGGAUGUUUCCCUGCUCCAACACACCUGGUUCAAAUGAUUAGCUCGUUAUUAAGCCAUUACAGAGCUUGAUAAUGAACUUAUCAUUUGAAUCAGGUGUGUUGGAGCAGGGAAACAUCCACAACAUGCAGGACAGUGGGCCUCGAGGACUGGACUUGAGAACCACUGCUCUAGGGGGCAAUAGAAGUUAUGCACUAUAUCUUUAAAUUCUUUAAAUCUGUUAUUGAAAUUAUGUAGCGUUAGCAUUGACUCUUUAACUUUUUGUAACUUGAGACUGAGAAACAAUGUUCUACCAUUGCCCAACUCUUUGCCCACACAGUCUCUCACAGAGUGGUUAACCUCUUCCUCUUUUUUACUUUUGAGAGACUCAACCUCUUUGGAAGUCCUUUUUUUUGCCCAGUCAUGUUCCUAACCUGUUGAGGAUUAAUCUUAUUACUCAGAAAAUGUUCCUCCAGGUGUUUCUUUCAUUGUUACACGACUUCUUUAGUGUGUUGUUGUCCCUGGGUCACCUUUGUUGUAAGGUGCUGCUGGCAUCAAAUUUAAGAUACAAGUGUGUUUUCAAAUCAUGUAUUUUUUUUCAGGCUUAAACCAUUUUCUGUUAAAUAUAGGGUUUAAAUAGUUUUCAAAGAUAAUUGACAUUAAAUAAAGCUUCCAUAAUUUUAUGGAGUUAGCAUUGUGCAAAAGAAAGAAAAAACACCCAGGUCUCCUAGUUAAAAAACAAACAACAUGUGAGUUUAAAAUACUGAUCACCCAAUAAUAGGUUUCCAUUCUUAGUCUUCUUCUAAUUCAAGUGUAACUAGGCCUUGUUUAUUUGGAUUCAGAGUUUUGCCUGUGCAUGCUGCAUGUUAAUUCACUGCUUGGCUCUGAGCAGACAGUUUCUGGGCGCUUUGCACUAACUGAUUGUGGUGCUCUCUUUCUCUCAACCCUCCUCUUUUCACCUCCUCUCGCUUCCAUUUGGUGUUUCUCUGUGUGCGAUCUGUAUUUGUGCUGCUGAAGGGAAGCUUCAGGUCACUACAGGUAACUGAAUUUCUUCUUUCUUCUAGUUUUUCUCUCCUCUUUUUUCCCUCACCCUGUUAAGGAACAUAUUUGUAUGUGUCUUAAUAGCAGGUGGGGUUUUGCUUUGUUGGCCUGGUGUGAUUUUGCUGGACAUGGCGGGUAGCUCCUAGGCCAGCAGCAGAAUGUCAAUGAGGAGACUCUGAAUGAACAAGCAUUAGGCACUUUAUCUCUUCUGGCAGGCAGGGCCAAUAUGUUUCCAGAUGGAGUCUAGCCAUUGAUUGAUGGAUAAACUAUGAAGCUAGCUUCAAGGUGGGAUAACCUAGCUCCACUUGGUCCUGGAGAUAAAAUGAAACUAGAGUAUGGGGGAUGUUUUUUUUUUCUCUCUCAUUUACAAAAGGUAACUAACAGUUCUUAUUUUCACCCUUGUGCUGUACCCCUAUUUCCAUCCCUGUUUGUCCUCACUUCCCUUUCUUUGCAACCACCCUACUUCUCUUCAUUCCCCUCAUCCUCCACUUUGGUUUCCUCCCCUGCCCUCCACAGCCCUAUUACACCAACAGGGCCAGCCUGCCUCCCACCAGUGGGCCUCGGGGCGUCCCUCCCAGCAGUGGCCCUCGGCCCGUGACACCCACCCAUGUCUACCAGCCAGGCCCUGGCUCCCAAAUGAUGGUGAUCCCUGGGCGACAACUGCCCUUCCCUAGCUCACCACAAGGACCCGCCUACUUCAUUUCUGGACAGGUAGGGCGAGGUCAUGCCAGCCAAAAUGAUUGAUUCAGGGUGCACAUAAAGUUAGGGUAUAAAGAUAAGGUUGAGGUAUCAAGAACAUCUCUGUCAAAGAUAAAGAUAUCUGGUGGGGCAUGUGCGCCUGCUUCAACGGGCACGCCACAUCUGGUUGUGAGAGUAGAGCGGCUGAAAUGUACUUUUUAUCAACCCCAGAUGAAAUACAGAGCGAUUGAAGUGAGAUCUUAGUCAUAUCUUUCCUGUAUUGAUGCUGUUCCUAAUGCUCAGGUGUCGGCAUAUUUUAAGAUAAUGCUGUAUUAUGAUUUGAUUUUACAAUUGAAUACAGCUUUUAGAUGCUUUUUAGCACCAGACCAUGAGAAUAAGUGAAAUCAUAUAUAAAGCCUGUUGAAUCAUUUGUUUCAGACUGGAUAUUGGGAAUGUUUUGAUCUUGAUCUCAAAAGCCAAUCUGGGCGUUUUUCUUAACCAAUCAGGGAUUGGUAAUUUGAGCUGAUCAUUUUAGCUUGAUCAUUCAUGCAAGCUGCUAUAAACUGAGCACACUGGGUUUAGGUUCUACCGAUAAAAAGAAUAGACAUGUAGGAGUCUGUUAAUUUGUAGUAAAACACAUUUAAGAGUGAGGUUAAUAUCUCUGACUGACCUAGUGUAUGUCUAGUUUUGCCUUUUUUUAUCUUACACACAAACUUCAGUGGUCAAAAUACAGAGAUCAGUUGUGCAGUCCAUCAUCAAUGAGGUAAUUUAAAAAGCUGACAUUUGACUAGUUAUUUUCAUUCAGCUCAUAAAAAGUAGGGGUAGGAGAAAAAAUCAAUACAGCAUAGUAUUGUGAUAUUUUGUCUGGUGAUUAAUCGUAUCGUCUUAUUUACCAAGUAUUGAUUUUUCAAUCGAAAAUUGGAAAAAUAAAAUCAACUGUUUGUACAUUGAGGUUGGCAGAGGUGACAUCAUAGAACAGGAGAAAGUAAAUACAACAUGUAUAUCUAAGAUUUACAAGAUGUGCUUCAUGAAAAUAAAAUACAGCGUAAAUAAGACAAACAAAGGAAAGACAAAAGCGAAAUUAGUUUAACAGUUGAAAAAACUGUAUAAAUCGCAAUAUAUUGUAUCGCAAUACUCACUGUAUUGCAAAACGUUAAAAAUCGCAAUUAUAUCGUAUCAUGGCCCAAGUAUCGUGAUAACAGCGUAUCGUGGGGCCACUGGUGAUUUCCACCCCAAAUAAAAAGGCCCUAAGGAGAUGAACAGUUUAUAACAGCAACUUUUUAUUCUGUAUUUGCUUCUGUUUCAGCUACUCAAGUCAGUGCAGAAAAAAAGUCAUUGUGUUGUUUAUCCCUCUUUGUUUUUCCUCCUCUGUUUCAUUAGUAUCCGUCUCCAACAUAUGUGCCCACACCCCAGCAGUAUCCAGUCCCCACAGGAACUCCAGGCUUCUUCCCCGGCACCAGCGCUGAAUAUGGUACUUAUGGUAAGAGGCUCUACCUGGGGCCUCACCUGACACACAUACACAAGACACACAAUAGCACACAUACACAAAGGGAGACAUGACAUGAGAGAAGCAAAUCACAAGUAUAAAAGAAUGGUAAUAGGAAAUGUAAAAACAAACUGAGAUCAUGCACCGAAUGGAGGAGAUAGAAAAUGGGUUCUUCUUAGAUUUGAAAAGAGAGAGACAGACUGGAAAAAAAAACAUCUAAAAAUUCUCAACAAAUGUUUUUUUUUUCACUUAACCUUGUGAUUUGCACCCAAGUGAAGGUUUGCAGACAACUUCUGCUUUAAAAAGGAGACACUGAAGGAUGACAGUGACUGAGAGCACAUUGGCUGUCUGAGAAACUUAUUGAAGGCACAGGGAGAAAACCUUUAUUCAAUCAUGUUUUUUCAGUGAGGGUCCAUGUGAAUAUGAUGGGAAGGUGCUGCUUUGAGUUUUGUAGAGAGCAUUUAGAAGUUAUUAUGUUUUUGAUUCACUCUUGGCCAUCAAAGAUUAAACAGGAAUAAUGUGCGUGACAGUGUUUGGGUUAAGCAGCAUUUUCAAAUAUGACACACUCAGUGGACACGGUUUUCACAGAGCACAGACAGUUUUCUGUACUAAAUGGGCUAGCAGAACAUAAAAUCUGCAACAGUCAUAAUACGUAGAAGAGACUACUCGUUGAAUCAAAUCUUUAAAGGCUGUUCUGAGAUCGUCUUUUCACCCUGAUCUCUACUUUUUAUCAAUUUUUAACAGUCAUGUUCACUAUUAAACAGGACACAAUACUGGACAACUAAAUUUGAGAAAAAAAAUAUUAUUGAAAAUAAAGAAAUAAAACAAUAUGACCAAGAUAGGAUCAGAUCGACUUAAAUUACGCAUCAGAUAAGACAGUGAUGGUGGCAUGAUGUGUUUCAGGUCAUUUGACUGACAUUGCUCAUCCUACGAUAUGACUGUUUCAUAUGUAUACAUUUCCAUUACUAUGGUCAAACAGUACAUGGUUUAAUCCCUCUUUUUAAACUUAUUCAUAAGCUUUUGUUAGAAGCUUACUGUUUUUUAUUUUAAUCUUUAUCAUUUUAAUGUUUAUAGGAAAACACCCACCUAAAUCUUAUAGACUGUAGGCUGUUGAUAUGGAUCCAGUAGUCAUAUUUAAACACUUCUAGUUGCUCUGAAAUAACUGGUAGAUGAUUUGUGUAGGGUUUACAUGCUGGAUAAUGCAACCUAAGACGAAUGGGCAUUAAUCACACACACACAACUCAAGCAUAUGAGAAAAACCAGCUGGGAUGAUUUGGUAUAAGUGAUAUGGAGACAUCAUGGAGGGUUUUUGUCACUGUUGAAGUCAGGAACUUACCAUCAGAGAUUGAUUUAGUAAAAUUUGGUUUUGUAAAACUUAAUUUAAGAAUGUUAGAAAUAAAAAAGUAUUAUCAGUCAGCAUCGAAUGUAGUUUUCAUGGGUCAUACACACACAAACCUCCUUACUGCCGCUGCUCAGCUGAUCCCAUGUGUUGUCACUCCCUCUAGAGGUGGCCGAGGCUCAUUACACAAAGAGACGCUAGGAUGCCCUGAAAACAAACUUGAUGACCCCCCACUAGCAGGCAUCUGAACUAUGUGUUGUCUUUGUUUAAACUGUAGCUCAUCAGCAAUAGAAUGCACUGGCCUGAAUACAGCACUGUAAAAACACAAUUCUUUCCCAUUAGGCUUUCCAUGUCAUGCCCUGUGCGCAUCAGUGUAUGUGCACUGCACUAUGUGCAGGUCAACUUUAAACAGUCCCUAAAUAGGGACACCAGUCUGUGGGUGUGCUAGAAAAAUAAAAACUGAAAAAUAAAUGGUAAGAAACUGAUUUUAAUUCCUUAGUUCUUACGAAAAAAAAAGUUUGCUUGUAUAUUUCAACCUCUCUGGGUUUUUCGCAGAACAUAUAUGUGUUAAUUCAGUUACAUGUCAAUUACAGCAGACAAAUCUUAUUUGAUUCUUUUUUCUAUUUUUUUGCCAUUAAUAAAAAACAGUGUAGAUUAUAUGCUCUGUGAUUCAGUGUUUAAAACAGUUUGAAUUGAGACCAAAUUGGCUCAUAAAGCUGCAAAAAGUUGUUAUUUUGUCAGGAAUUGUGUGCUUUGCUCAGUAGUGAUCAAACCUGGCAUUUGAAGCUGUAAACUCCUGGUACUUUGUAUUUGAGCAUCCCCCUGUUUUUUUUUUAUUAUUAAAUGAUGUGCUCCUUGAGUCUUAAUGGACCUUAAUUUAAUUUCCUUAUCUCUUUUAAGUUUAUUUGCCUUUUUUAAGACUGUUUAUGCCUCAGACACAGUACGACAGUAAAUCAAGAAGGAAACUGGGAAGAGUGUAUGGAAAAUGUUGUGCUGUGAAAGGCUGAGGAUCAGAAUGGAACCCAUGCCUCUAAACUUGGGAUGCAGGAUUUAACUGCGAUGCCAAAUCAGCGAAAGCGUCCCUUUUUCCUUUAGUAUGAUGAUAAAACUUGUAGAAACUUUUGCAUUUUUCAGCUUUUUCUAGAAAAAAACAUUUCUGUUAUAUCAGGAUUUUUCUGAAAUCGCUUAGUAAAAAAUGUUAAAGGUUAAACUCUCUUUUAGUGUUUGAACUGUACUCCACCUUGUUUUUGUUAGUUUUGUAAGUUUUGGAGGCACAAAGGUUUUUUAUUUUUUUUUAUUUUGCCUCACCUGCAUCAGGUAUCUAAGCUUGUAAAAUGUACACAAGAAUCUUGGUAGAAACUUAGUUAAAAGAAAAGUCAUUGCUGGGUUUCCAACCCUAUAGUCAUCCCCUGUUCUCAGUAUGAAGGUGACCCUUGAUUUUCCAUAAUUUCUUAGUAUUGUGGUCCUAAAAUGGUCAACAUAGGGUACACAAUCCUGGGUCUAAUAGGAAUGAUCAUGUGUAUCUCUUCCCACAGCAGAACUGGACAAGAAAUGUUGUUUUUAGCCGUCAUACGGGAUGAUAUUUAACAAUGAAGGUCUGUUUUCAUGUAAACUCCGGUUGUAAGUAUAUAAAGGUCACUGCUUUCCUGAGUGUCAGGUAUCCUGAGUAACAUGAGGGAUAUCGACAGACACAGCUCGGACACAUGAUACAUUUUCAACGUGGCUGUAGCAGUUGAAGUAGUGAGGAAAAUCCCCCCCUUAAAAGCUCCUUGAUUGUCUCAAAGUGCUUGUCAAGAACUGUCUGUAGCAAAGCUAGCCGAAAGUCUGUGGCAGCAAAAGAAGCUGCAGCAAGACUCAUUUGUUCUAGCAUCCCAGAUCGAGGUAGCAGUCAAGCUGGAACAGUGUCUGCACUGUCUCAUACAGCACCAGCCUGAUAACAGCUGCUUUGAUUCAGCUGAUAUUAGCAGCAUCAUGUCCAUUAGAAGCAUAAAUCAGAUAUAGUGUUCCCUCUAAACACUUACUGCUCAAAUGUAUAACCCCUGAGAUAGUUCCCUGCUUUUCCCUUUUACAGUAGCUUAUCAGAAGACUGUGCAUGUGCCUGUAAUAUCUCUGUAAUGUUUACUAGAGUGACUAUGGCGGGCUUAGUGUUAAUUCAGGGGAUCUCUGUUUCUAUUGCUAUAAGAGAGCUGGGUUGCUAUUUAUGUCAGAUAUUUGUAUGACCACACAGGACAUAAUGUCCCAUGUGUUUGUGCUGAAGGGUGUGUGUUACAUUGGUCAUCCUGCAUGUCACAUGGCACAUGACCCUAAAUAACUGAUCAUGUGACUGUGAGACAACAAGGCCCCCCUAAACUUUACUCUCUCUUUACUGCCUGAUGCGAUAAAUCAGCUUUAGAGUUUGGUGAUGAGAGUUUCAAGUUGCAGAACUGUCUCAUGGGCUCCAAGACAAAAUCUUUAAUACCCAUCUUUAAGUCCUGGUCACUGCAUAGUAACAAUCCUAGAAUAUCAGUCUGACCCCCCCACCCCUGUGGUCUUCCAUGACAUGGUGCAGGCUCUCUGACCACUGAGUCCUUUUCUAGCAGUCAGGUAAAGACACAUACACAGUGGUGAUGAAAUAUGGUGUCUAUUUUUAAGACCCCCCACCCCCAGGCUUAGGGAUUUGCCUAACCCAUCCCUCAUACAGCCCGCCCAUUUUGUAGUAGUUGGCUGCAGGGGCAUUAUGUAAGCCAAAACUCUGAGGGUGGACCCCAACUAAAGCAGAGACCACAGGGGUCCUCCUCAAGUAAGAAAAUAAAACGAAGGAAAACUGAUGCAGUUGUGAUACUUAAAAUACUCCAGAACUCUUAAUUGCCAAUCUCGAUUAAAUACAUGAUUUUGAUUGGUCCAAAUCUGUGACAUCUUUGGUCCGUGUAAGCCCAUUCGAGUUCAUUAAUGCAGAGACUUGAAUGACAGUCCCUCUCAAUAAAAGCUUUUUACUCGUAAACCAAACACUACCUUGACUUUUUGACCAAAUCAUAAACUUUAAACAGCCAUGCCAGACAUCUUUUAGGCCGUGUUACAGAAACAUCUAAAGUAGUCUGUUCCACGAAAGAGGAGUGUUUGGGACUGUAGCAGGAACAACCUUGAACAUGUGCUUCAAGCCAGAAAGAAAUAUUGUUAAGUGCUCUUUGCAGGUCAGAAAAAUGAGCAGAAAUGAAUAAAUGUAGGUUGUAUGUGCAGUUGCUCGGUUUUGUUUGAACAAAAAUAUCAUUCAGAUGUUUUAGAAUGACCCCCAAACCUUCCAGAAAGCAACACCCUAAAACUGCAUUCCUGUGUCGUCAUCUUAACUCAAGGAGUGUGAUUGGGUCAGUAUACCUGACACCGAGAAAAACGUUCAGAAUGAAUGCGGUUCAAGACCCACAUGCCAGCAAAGAUGAAUAUGAGCUGCCUGAUGGGUCUGGCAAUGCCAGGCUAGGUUAGACCAAGACUUUUGAGUUCAUUUGCAUAAGGGGGUGCAUUGACAGCAUGAAGUUGUGGUUUGCUAGGAGGCUCAAGGUUAGUUUCUGCUCCACCUGUUGGAAUUCGCCCUCCACGUUAAAAGUGAUGUUGAGUCACAAUUUCCUCUACAGUAGAGAUGCGUAGAAGCAGCUAAUUUCCUUAUAAUGUAAAUGGAAAAUUCAAUUCCUAAAGGUCAGAGAACAUUCAAAGUAUAACAUGUGAUCGGUCACCAUUAUGUGCUUGUUUACAUCCAUCAUUGAGGAAUUUUGGCCGGUGGCUCUGCUGUAGCUUCAGCACAAUGUGAUUAGCAUGUCAGCCUACAAUGAUCAAAGUAUUGAUUAUUACCCUAAAACAUCUUUUCAGAAACCAAUACAUUUCACUGAGACUAGAUCAAUGUUUUUUUUUACAAUCUCUGUUGUGGAUCUAAUCAGUGAAGCAAAAUAUUGUUAAACCGUGAACGUAUCCUGGAACUUUUUCUGGAACAAUUUGUGUACAUGGUGUGUGAUAGAUUUGAAGGGAGUCUUUAUCAGGUUAAAAGAUUUUAAAUGAGUUUUUUGUGGAAAAAUAGUGAAUUGAUAAAAAAUACCAGAAUUACAGUAGACUUUUUCUAAUUCUAAGUAUAUGAAGUGUUUUAACAGACCUGAAAACACAGGCUAAGGUUAGUAAAUGCAAAGAGAGGUGAUUUCCUUGUCUGCCAAAUUAACUUCUUAUUUGUUGCUCUGAUUCGACAAAGAAAAGAAAACAUUAGAAAUUUCAAAAGUGUUCCUGAGCAGUGCCUUUCCACACAUUGUUAUUGGUUGUUUUUUAAUUUGAAGAGCCACUUUUGAGAAGAAAAACAAAUGUCAGAACAUGUUUAAUGUUCCUGAUAUCAAACCUCUGUCAGGUAUGACUACCUUGGAUGGGUGUCACACCUCUCAUAGUUUUCACCGUCUAUACAAGAAUACGGAGAGUGGGGAGAUUUUAAAGCAAAUCUGAGACACUCUGAAUGAGAACUGAAUAACUUUGCAUGCCUGCCAAUCCUCAGCAGAGGGGAAAAGGGAGGGAGGGGAGGAAGGUGAAAAAAAGGGAAAGCCAGAGAGGAAUCAGGAAGGUCAAAGGGAGGAGCGAAACAGAGACACGCUGGAAGAGGGAGGGCUGAGCAUUAAAAGAAGUCAUUCUGAGAGGGCACCUGUAGAGAGGGCAGGAAGAAGUUAGAGAGGGGGUUUGAAGAGACCCCCUCUCCUUUUUUCUGUACAUACGAAGUUUUGCAUUCAGCAGAUUUUCAGCAUGGGGAACCGAGGGUCUCAAGAGCAGCAGGACUCUGAGGGUAGGUCUUUGCACUACCUUCCCUCUCAUUCCUUUUUUUCCCCUAUCUCCUGCACUUUAGUGAGUCUGAUCUGAAGCCUGUUUUUUAAGUAUUACAACCCUAUCCAUGAGAAGUCUCAUCCUUCAUUCUGGGUGUCUGGUUUUGUGCUUGCUCCUUCUCUCCCUGUCUGUCUUCCCUCCCUUUCUCUCUCUUGUACUCUCUUCCCCCAGCCCGUGUGGGGUUUUGACUAUAUUUAGGCUGUGCUGCUCCUGGUCAACAAUGCAGACUCAGUAAUGUGAGUUAGACUGAAAUGCAUGCAGAGAGGGGGAGCGAGGCAGAGCAGGAGCUCGCUAACCACUGAGCUGAAGAGAGGCCUCUUCAAUCUGGGGAUUUUUUCUUUUUGGCCCCAGUCCUGUAAAAGUGGGCAACAACUGGUUCUGAACUGUUGCUGAGGCCAUUUACAAGGCCAGGUAAUAUCCCUGGAUGGCUGGAUGCUUUGUUGACAGUAUUGACCGGGUGGGCUGAUAGAUGGUCUUUGGACUUGUGGUAACUUUUUACUCUGUCAGGCUGGCAGCAGUUUUUUAAUGCAUGUUUGACGUUUUUUUUUUUAGCUUUAACACCAGAAAAUCUGGGCAGGACUGUGCAGACAGACAGACUGCUGUGUCAUGGUGAAGGCCUACCUGUAGGGCCUCUCAGGUGCCAUGUCCACUUCUGGUAACUUUCACUGAAAUACAGCAUGGGGGUGGUUAGGGAUUUUGAAGUGGUGAAUUCAGUUUUGAGGCAGUGGUGUCUUCUAAAGUUGCCAUUUUUAGAGAGUACUGAACUGCAGCUACAAGAGAAGAGCGUGGAGGAAAGGAAGCAAAUGAAGUUUGUGGUAUUUAUGGAAAUUGUUUAAUCACAGUCACCUGAUGCUUGAUGUCAGUCAUCUGUUGCUUGGAUUUCACCGAGGCAUGUGAUGCUAAAUCACUUGAGUGAAUCGGUGAUCAACUCAUAAAUCAGUUCUCCAACAAAGCUAAUCCGCAUCUCUCUCGAUAAGAGAUUGACAAUGCGUAUUAAUCAGGCAGAAAUACCAAAAGGUUGCUGGCAAGUGAAAAAUUAAUACUUUUCUGUCAUAUUACUGUAAACUCAGAAACAUUAUCAUUGAAGACCCUGUGAGUAGCUUUUGACUGAUCAUAAAACAGAUCAACAUUAACCUCUAUUUUGGCCUAUGAAAGCAAACAAGAUCAUCUUUGACAAGAUAAAUGUUUCGAUGCUGCUAUUUUUGAUGCCUGUAUCCACUGUGAGCGGGUAGAUGUCAGACAAGAUGAAACAGCUUCAUUAAAAUUUUUCUAAUGCAAGGAUUCACACUGAGUGAUUGAUUUUACUGUGAAAAAGACAGCAAGAUGAGGAUCUUGAAUACAGAUACUGGGCAAAGUCAGCAAGGAUUUUAGUAACAUCACUUUGUCCAGAGGGGGCGCCAAAAGGGAUGCCAGGGGUUGAAGCUCUGGAGUAGGGGUGUCCCAAUACAACUUUUUUUUACUUCCAAUACUUAAACGAUGUUCUAGCCUUCACUAAUGGCCAAUACCGAUAUUGAUCCGAUGUUAGCACAAACUUGUGCGUGACAAGUUUUGCAUUUAGCUGUGAUAUUGCAACACAGCUGACUAGGGGUGGGAGAAAAAAUCGAUACAGCAUAGUAUCGCAAUAUUUUAUCUGGUGAUAUAUUGUAUUGUCUCAUUAACCAAGUAUCGUUUUUUUUCAAAUUAAUUGUUAAUGUGAAGUCAAAUCUAUGAUAAUGAAAAAAUAAAAUCAACUGUCCAGUGAUGUUGGCAGAGGUGACAUCAUAGAGCAGGAGAAAGUUAGUGCAACUAAUGUAUACAUAAGGUUUACAAGAUGUGCUUCAUGAAAAUAAAACACUGUGUGAGACAAACAUAAAGCAAAGACAAAUGCCAAAUUAGCUUAACAGUUGAAAAAUUGUAUAAAUCACAAUAUAAUGUAUCGCAAAACUCACUAUAUUGCAAAAUGUAAAAAGAUUUCAAUAACAUCAUACCGUGACUCAAGUGUCAUGAUAAUAUUGCAUCGUGGUGUCACUGGUGAUUCCCAACCCUACACCUGACAUCGCUACGACUCCUUGCUACUUAGCAGGUACUUUAGUUCACACUGUUGUUGUGAUUACAGGAGCUCUGCAUGCUGGAUCUGGGUCUUAGAUAGAGGUACUGAAGCAGAUUCUGGACUGGACUGCUUGUAUUGGAGUGCUGAUGUCAAAGAUUUUUAGAUGCAGGCUGAUAUACUCCAAUGUUCAUUUUUUUUGCUGAUAUCAGACUGAUAUCCAAUAUCCAUAUUUGACCGAACACUCCUACUCUGGAUUGUUGAUUUCAAAAGGUCAAAAUGGGCUGAGAGAGAGAGAUUUGACCUGGCACUCCUUAGACUUUGUAUUGAUCCCCAUACUUGUACUAAAAAUGUCUGGGACACUAGAGCGCACACUCAGACACAAUUAAUUUUGUAAUCUAGGAGUUGAAGUUUACGUAAGUUCAAAAUAGUGCGUUGUUCUUGAGUAAGCGGGAAGAAGACUCGCUUUAAAAAACUGCAAUCACCUCAGUAAAGACAUCACAACUUUCACACCAGCUGUCACAAUAAAGUCAUCAAGAAAUCAAACCUUCACAUUUAGAUUUUUUAACUAUCCAAGAAUUAUUGAGAUAAGUUGUUGUGUAAACACAAGCUGUGUGUUUUAAUGUGUGUGUAAUGCCCUGUAUGUCUGCACGGCAGCCUGAUGUGUUUGUGUCAAGCAAUAGAAAUCUGAUCAAUCAGUAUGUGUGAGUAUACAUUCUUCUCUCUCUGAUCCACAGCUGGGGCCUACUACCCCACCCAGCCUCAGUUCACCCCGCCAGUGCAGGCGGCACCUGUAAUUAUGAACCCUGCCCCUCAACAGCAGCAACCUCCACCUCAGCCUCCCCAACACAUCCCCACCAAACGGGAACGCAAGCAGGUACGGUCAACACAGUGCUACACAAAACUCCUUACACCUUUAAAACUGCUCAGCUCAGGGUUUCCACAUUACAUUCUUCAGACUCAAGUUUCCUCAUUACACUUAAUACGAACAUUUCAAAAGAAAUAUGUGUUGAAAAUUGAGAAUAAAAUACAAAAAUAUAAGAAAGAGAUUACCAUUGAUUCAAAAGAGCCGUUUACCUAUCAGUGCAUCAGUAGGAGAGAUGUACCGAGGGCCCUCUCCUUCACCUGCAAAACCUGAGUCUGGGUCCUGCAAAUGCUUGGACAGAGAGUAACAACAGAUUGUCCAAAUCAUUGACACCAGAUGACGAUCUGAAAAGGAUAAAAGAAAAAUGUAAAUCUGGUUUUCAGUUAUGCUUGGCGGCCAAAAAUUCAGGCUACUUGGGAAGCUCGUCUCUGCGGCAAACAUCGCAUUACAUCAGCAUAUGUUUCUCACCCAGAACAACCAAUCCAGUCUCCUCUUUUAUUUUCAUGCUUUUAAAACAAUCCUGGGAAGUUACUUACCGUUAGUCACACCUCACAUUAUUAAUGUUUUUGUCCUGGCUUCUGUUUAAGUAUGCUAUGCCACAGCCUUCCCUUAAACAGGUGUGAAAUGUCUCUUAACUGCUGAGCCUCUGUAGUGAGCUCCCCUCAUGCUACAGCAGUAAAUGUGCUGGUGCUGCUGACACUUUAAGGGCACUUUGUUUCUGUUUUCUCAGAUCUGUCUUAAGGAUUAGUCCUACUGAUCUUUGUCACCAACAGCCAGUUGAGCUGCCUGGCUAAUACCAAUUACCAAAAUAGUCUUUUUUCAAUUUUGACCCCAUUUAAAUACAUCGCACUUCUAUUUUUUAUUGUUCAGGAAAUUUUAGCACCAAACAGCUCCAGUGUAAAAAAAUACGAUAGCCAUCUUGAAGUUUUACCCUGAAUACAUAGAUACUUGGCUUUGGAUCAUGUUGGGACAAACAUGACAGACUUUGACUUCAAAGUCAUCCUAUUUUUGUGAAUUUGAUUCUUUAUUAGAAUUAUAUCUAAUUAGAUGAGUCUAGGCAUGCACCUUAGGCUGGGAGAUAAAUCCAAUCUCAAUUUCAAAUUUGAUUUUAGCUCCUAACAAUCACAGUAUUCUUGCUGUAUGAAUCCUGUUAAAUGGACAGGAAUGCUUUGGUAAAGAAUAAAGGUAAACUUAUUCAGUUUGAAAGUUUUUGCUGAAAUAUGUUCAUUUAUUUUUGUUUUUCCUUCCGUUACAGAUCUCUAAAUUUUAAAAUAUGAUGCAGAUAUCUUACAUAAGUAAUCAGGUUACUUGAUCUGGUCAUUUUGCAUGUCACUUUUUGCCUGUCGAUAAUAUUAAAUCAACAGUAAGGCUUCACAUUGAAUUUCAGGUGUAUUACCAUGACAUCAGCAUUCACAGUAAACAUAUCAGUGAGGACAAUGAGUUUGCAGACUAUAUAUUCUCUCUACUGUGCAAACUAGUGUCUCAAUAAUCACAGCAUUUAUAAACCGCCUCCAGCUGCGUGACAGAGCUCAACUCUUGAUCAAUAAAAGGUCAAUAAACUGUGUGACCUGAUGGCUGUGUAAAUGCUCUACCUUUGCUAGAAAGUAAAUGUUUUGAAUUAGCCAUUCCACAUUAACACUCAACAACCCAAAGUGACAACGGAAAAAUGAAAAAUGAUAUUUCAUGGAUUUAAGUGAAAUUGUAGUUUUGCAACCCAUCUGAAGAUGAGUCCAGAGUCUUUCUAGAUCCAGGACAUGGAGUUCAGUUUACCCACUGAAACAGAUAGUGCUGAACUUGACCUUAACUUUCUGUCAGGCUAAAUUGCUGUGUGACAUAUUCCCCCAGUUCCACAGUAUGUCUAGUGUUUCCUCCGCUCUGUAAGAUGGCCCUCGCCUGGUAUGUGGUAGCUCCCUGUGAACCGAAGCCCCAGUUUGUGCCUCCCACUCAUGUUAUCAGUGUUUCUACAUCCCAAACUUGUCCGAUGCAGGAAAUAUUCGACUCUUCUCUCUUGUUAGAGGACACUAUUCUGCAGCUGAAUUAUUUUUUAUGCUUCUCCACAAUAAUGUUGUUUUUUAAUCCCUUGUAUUAAUUUCUUCCCCUUUUAUAUUUUCUACCCUGGUGCUUCAGCUCACACACAAUAUUUUACUGAUGUUUCAGGCCUGGGAUGAUAAAAAUAUUGAUGACUCAUUGAACUGACGGGUGAUUCUGGUGUCAACCUGUGAGAUUGACAGCAUGAAAUAGUUUAGCCCACUUAACAUGCACAUAGCUGUUCAGUUCAGUCUAAUAAAAAUGAUUCAUAGGUAACAAAAGGGUAAUCAUAACAAAGAAUAGGUAUUCAUAAAUGUUUGUUAUCGGUAUAAAGUGAAAUUGUUGACUGAUAUCAGCUUUUUAAUGGCGGAAACUGAUGCUGCAGAUUAGAGAACAGAUCAGCUGAUAUAUAACACAAACAUCAUAAAGUUGUUUUUUUUUAUUUCAUCAAAAAAGAACAAUUUAAACGUAACAAUACCUAUUAUUUCAUGCACAUCACAGUCUAAUAGACAUAAUUUCCUUAACUAGAAAAGCUUGAGAUAAGUUUCGGAUGAAACUAUGAAAAAAAUUUAUAUAUAUGGCUAUGCUCUAGAUAAAUGAACAUGACAUUUUUAUUUCUGAGGCAAUAUUAGACUUCGUUAUUGAAUACAUGAUAGCAGAGUACAUUUUAACUCUUGCCAGUAGUGGUUGGAUUUGUUCCAUUUUUCAGGAUGGAAAGAUUUGUCAUCAUAUUAGAGGAUGUGACAAUUGCUUGACAGCAGCCAACACUGUCUGUUGUGACUACAAACAUCAGAUGUUUGUUUUUUGUUUUUCAAAAUUGGUCUCAUAAGCUCAGAUAUCAGCCGAUGUGGAUGGCUUCAGUACCAUGGUGAUCAGCCCAGUUAAUUUCAUCUGUUGUUUUUGUUGAGAGUUGGCUUCUGGGUUAUUUUUAAGCAAAUAUGUGACGUCUGUUGCAUCAUGACACAUUUUUUCCAAAUGUUGUUUUCCUUAAAAAAAUUCUGAUAAUCUCUACCAAAUAAAUUUCCCAAUGAAAUCCAGUGUUGGAUUUCAAAAACUGGGCUAACACGUAUGCCCUGCUUGUGUGGGCUGAGGUCAACUUUUGUCCUUGUUUACUGAACCCUUUUGACACUUGAGUCACGUCUUUAUCUGAUGAAACUCUCCAAAUCAAGUCUUUGCUUUGUUUGUGGGAGGAAAACAAUGUUGUGCCAUCAUCAGAUAGAUAGACCGAUAGAUAUACUUUACUGAUCCAAAACUGGGAAAUUCAUCAUCCAUCAUUUCUUGAUUGAUUCCUGGAUCUUUGAAAGCUCAGCAAAGUGUCAACCUCUGAAACUUUUCCCAAGUCAAAACUGUGACUCCUGUACUUUAGCUGCAAUGGUUGCAUGAUGUUCGGUACCUCUCAGUGGGGGAACUUGGCAGCUUAUCAGCAGCUGUAGUUACCUUGGGUGGACUUUGGCUCAUUCCCAUGGGCACUUGCUGCUGCUGUAACACUGGCUUUAAGACUCUGAGCAUGCUCACUGUCUCUGUCACAUACAUGUGCACUAAAUGUCAAACUUCUGCUGUAACUGUAAAUAAAAGACAGAAACUGAACAAAAAAUCAGCUCAUGCCUCAUAAAGUGAUUGAUUUCAGCUCUUUAGCUGCCAGACUGAAGGGAAGGACAUUUGUGUGUGAUAAGGACAAAUCACAGUCUUGCAUUCUUGAGUUUUGGUGGUGGAGAUUUGGUGUCUUGUAACGUGUUUACAAGACACAAGGCGCUAGUGUGCACAACCUGUAACCUUAAAUUUGUGGCACUGUAUCCAGAGAACCACGAGGCUCUUGCUCAGAGCUCUAUUUCCAUAUGUAGCAGCAUGAAAGUUUAGUGUCGUAACUUUUUGGAUUCAAAAAUGAAACUGAAACUUUUUCCUGCUCUGUAUUGAAGUAUUUUUGGAAGCCCCCAGUUUCUAGUUCUACUCCCUGGACUAUCUGGUGACCUGCAAAAGCUGUAGCUUUGCAAAUUGCCUUUUUCUCUACUUUCCUUUUCCUUGCUCUUCCUCUCAGAGAAAACUACAGGGGAGGGGAAAGGGGGGCGAAGGACAUGUCAGCACAUAGUUCAGCUCCACGUGGCCACUGGUCUCCUCCCCCUUCUGAGCCGGAAGGGCUGACCAACCAGCCUUCCUCUGCCGCUGUGGCAGCCCCUUCACCCUCCUCCUCCUCCUCCUCCUCGUCCUCCUCCCUGAGCUAGUUUCUUUUCCUCAGAAGGGGUGAGCCUUUUAGAAAAAAAUCAGAGGAGCAACUUGAGUGUGUGAGAUGACAGAGCAGACACAGGAACUGAGGAAGAGGGGGAGUUUCUUCUGCUAGCUGCUGCUCAUUUGAUAACAAAACUUUUUUUUUCCUGUAAACCCUCCCACCCUGCCCCCCUUAGCCUGCCCCUCCGGCCCCUUUAACUGUCUGUUAGUCUCUGUGGGCGGGCUCGUGCAUUCCAAUACCAUAGCUUUACAAGGCCAGUCGCUUUAGCCUUUUUUUCCCUUACCCUGUUCUGUUCAGCGAAUGAGAAAGAGUCAAGUUGCUAGCUAGCUUGACAGCCAGGCCCAGCCCUGCUCUGUCCUCUUCUGCCGGUGUGCUGCUCUCCUGACACAGCCUGGAUGUGUGUGAGUCAGGUCAGAGUGAAACUAAACUGGCUGCAUCUACCAGCGACCCUGCUCUGAAGGGGUUUCAAGCCCAGCCCAGAGUCCGCUGGAACUGCAACUCCAGCCCCAGGAUGAGAGAGGCCUGCUAGGGUAUGUAAUGGCCCCAGAGGGGAGUCGUUGACGGACUGGACCAGGUAAAGGUCAGUAGCAACAAGCAAAUAUUGUUGCUCCUCAUGUCAAAAGUAGGGCAGACAGACAGCAGCAGUUUUUGAGUAGCUCGCAGCUGAAACAGAAAACUGUGUACGUGUGGGACUUGGUUCAGCUGCAGUUUGACUCAUGCCAGGUUCUGACAGCUCUGACUUAGCAGAGUAAGUAUGUAGAGUGUGAGUGAGAGAAAAAGGGAGUCGAAUAAAAAGCAUGUGUUAGUAACCCAUGGGCACUCCUUGUGAGUGUCUGAUCAGACUUUUUUUAACCCAGCUUUUUCCCUUUACUGUUGUGCUUUGCCUUCAUGACUCAGGAAUUUCCACAACAACUUAAACCAGCAGUGGAAUUUGUUCAACAAUUUGGCUUUAAGUCGGUCAACUCGAUCCUCGCUCUAACAGCCUUUUCUGGUGCCUAACAGGCUAAAACACAUUCAGUUGUGCAGCGGAGGAAUUUGCUUUGCGGUUAGUGUUUGGAUUUGGUGCGCCUCAGUGUUCACAAUGUGAGAAAUGGAGCUUUCAUUGAAUCAGAGGCAGCUAGCGAGUCAUAAAUGCAGAAAAAGGGCUGAUGACUGUACAACAGCAAUGCAUCACGGGAUGGCAAAGCGCUGUCCUUACCCUAAAACAUUUUAACCCCUCGCUUUUCUCAUGUUCUUUUUAGCAAGGAAGCUGACAUUUUUCAAGCACAACCACAAAUCCAGAAAAGACGAGAUCUUUCUAACCUGCUGAUCAAAAGCAGAAUUUGAACCUUAGCAAAUAAUUCAAACCCCAAAUUUUAUUUAAAAAGUGCAGGACCACACUUUAAAUGUUAACACUAGUAAAAUGUAUUCAGUCAAAUAUACACACUGAUUUUAAAUCUAAUGCUAGCAGUAUAUUUCAAAAAACUUGGGACAGGGACAAACAAACCAAUUUUGAAAAGUUUUUAUAAUACUGAAAAUGACGCCAGGAGCAACAACAACUAAUGACAUUAAUUUGAAACAGGCCGGGAGAAGAUCUGGGAGACUACGCAGGCAAUUAGUUCAUCAGUUUCAGAAUGUUUUUCAGCCAAAGACAGGAUUUCAUCAUAUUCAGAGGAUCUGGAGAAAUCUCUGCACUAAAAAGUUCUAUAACUGAUACUUGAUGACCAUGAUCUUUAGAUACUCAGGCAGCACCACAUCAUAAACAGGCAUGACUCUGUAGUGGAAAUCACUUGAACACAGUAUGUUGCGUUAUCCAUGAAUGCAGGUUUAAAUUGUACUAUGCAAAGAGGAAAAUGUCGUGAAAUAGAAAUAUCCAGGACUUCUCUGGUCCCUGUCUCAUUUAAAACAGACUGAAAAACUGUGUUUUUAUCUAACAUAUCAGAAUACGACAUUGUUUUUGGAUGUCAUGGUUGCCUAAAGAGAAGGGGGACCACAUGAAUAUGAAAUGACAAUAAAGAAUCUGAAGUGUUGAACAGGUCAAGUCUUAUAUCAGGCAAGGGUGGGAUAAGAUUUCACUGUAUAAACUCCAGAAACUGGUCUCUUUGGUUACCCAACAUUAACAAAGAGAAGGUGAUGCAGCAUGCUGGUUAACAUGUCCCUGUCCUUACUGUUUUGAAAAUGGGCUGCUAGCCGUUUUAAAAUGUUUGUUGAAAUACAGAUUUUUCAGUUUCAACAUUUUAUACACACCUAAUACACCGUCCCAACCUCCUUAUAACUGGGGUUAUACUUCCCUGACUGUUUAGUCGUCUUCCUCCCUUCCUUUCUGUCAUUAUUUCUGCUCUAACCCUAACUCUAGAUCUCUUCCCUCUCUUCCACAGAUCAGAAUAAGAGACCCUAACCAAGGAGGUCGAGAUAUUACAGAAGAGAUUAUGUCAGGGGGGCGAAGUGGCUCCACACCCACCCCACCCCAGGUGAGAUAAACAGCCUUAGCAGAAAAAAAACUGCAGUUUUGUUUUUAGUAUUAGACAAAUUAGCUCCAGAGAACUGUAAAACUGAAGGGUUGUCAAAGUAGCUUCAAUGGCUGCCUAACACCAGUUUGAAACUCAUGGAUGCUAUUGAUGAGGGUGGAUUCCUAUCUGCGUUCCUGUCAGCCUGAAGUAAAGUAAUCCUAUUUUAAACAUCCCCACCAUUAUUAUGUUUUCCUAAGAAUCUCUUUUAAGGGUUGAGAGUAGAUCCCAGUCAAGAUAACAGUUGUUAACCAAGCAUCUUCUCCCUUAAGAAAGCCCUUAAGGUGAAAAAGUUUCAGGAGGAGCAAGGAGGAAGCUGAAGACUUUCUCCAGCAGAGGAGAAAAUGGUGAUCGAUGAGACAGGAGAAAUACACCCUUCAACACUGAGUGACUUUCAGUGAAUGAAACAUGCUGCGAUCAUGUUUGCACUCUCCUUUCUGAGCCAAAGCAACAGUGCUGGACCGCCAGAAAGGAAAAGUGAUAGCAAUAGUCAGAUAUUUAGUAAGUGGAGUAAUGCAACAGUUUCACAUUAUGGUUAGCAUGGUGUAGGAAGAUGCCAGAAAGGAUUAAAAUAAUAAGAGUUAAUAUUCAGGGUGAGAUGUGAAAUUAGGGGUUAUCUCCAGAGAGAAGAUCACACACUAGUUUAUCUAUCAUAAGGCGCUCAUCAUGUGUUGGUAGAAAAACUAAGCUUAAAUGUUUGUAGACCAAUGCAUGGGGAAACUCUUCUUUGGAUUUUAACAUAAGAGAAGGCUGCCGCACUAGUGGAUGUGUUUUUGUGACAUUUUUAGGAGACAUAUUUCUUAAGCGUGGUUUCUCCUUCUCUUACGUCCGAAUAGACGUAGUCCUUACCUCGUCUCUGAAUUCUCUCUACUGUGUUGAUGUCUUCUUAUUCAUGGCGGGAACAUACUUGCCCAUACUGUCCAUGUGUUAUAACUUUAUGGGGAAUGCUGCAGACAUCCAGCCCCCAUACGGCACACGUGUUAGACUGCUGUCCAUCAAAAUCACAGUGAUUGCUCUAAGGAGCUCUGACGUCUGACUCAGACAGCCAACCAAGGAGUUGAGUGAAGGCAGCUUUUUUUUCCCCACUGGCAUGUGGAAAAUCAAGUGCUGUCCCAACAUUUAAGGUCACACUGUACCUUACCUUCCUGUGUGUGUGUGUGUGUGUGUGUGUGUGUGUGUGUGUGUGUGUGUGUGUGUGUGUGUGUGUGUGUGUGUGUGUGUGUGUGUGUGUGUGUGUGUGUGUGUGUGUGUGUGUGUGUGUGUGUGUGUGUGUGUGUGUCCCCUAACAGACAGCCAUAUCUGAUUCAGAAAAUACUGUGACCCAGGCCAACGGUGAGAGCGUUCCAGCUGCUGCCACACCAGCGCUGGUUAGACCAGGUGAGUGCCGCAUGAAAAGAGACUUAAAGACAUUACAGCUGUUUUCUACUUAUAAAUGUGUUACUCGUGUGUACUAAGGUAGUUUAUCUUUCUUUUUAUGUGCUUCUAUAGGAUUUUUAAGACAUGUUUAUCCACAUGAUACUCUUAACGGUUUUAACGGUUGGUAUUAUUGUUAUUGAGGGUCAGGGUUUUAAAGUGACCCACUAUUGUGUUCUGAAUGAACAACGCUAAAUAGAAAAGGACACAAAAGCUAUUGUGUAUUCAGAUUACAGCUCUGUGAAAUAUGUAGGGUGGAAAUUUUGCUGAUGAAGUUUGUAAAUUAAUGAAAAUAUCUGAACAUGUCAAACACACAUUUUAAGUGGUUCAACACAAAGGUUCUCAUUUCACACCACCUUGAAUUGUUAUAUGUUAACUGUGGUUUGAUAAUCCUGAGAGAGGUCCCUGCUCUUUUAUCAAAACUCCAUUUAGAUUUGUGACAGCUGUUAUUCUCUUCUUUUUCUUCAAAAAUUAUCCCACCCUAACAAAAUUUUAAAAUUUUCCUAGCUUUGGUGGACUCUCUUCAGCCCAAAAACACGGUUUUUGAGCAGGUAUCUGUUGAUGACUCUGUCAAACUACUCAUUUUAUUUAUUAAGUUGAAAUGUAUUUUAACAGGGAUCCUCAUUGAGAUUCAAAAUCUAUUUUUACAAGAGUGCUCAUGUUAACGCCAGCAUGUUUGACGUAGUCACAGAAAUACCAAACAAAUAACACGCCAACGUUACCUGGAUUGUAUUACAGAAAGUUAGCCAAAGUAUCUGCAGUCUGAUGCAUCUUCCUAAAAGGCCCUCAAACAGAAUUUCAGAGUGACCAUUAGGUUUUCAAAAUAAAACCAAAAAUGAAAAAACAAGACAAUGAAUUGUUUUCUAAAUGUUUGUCUCUGAAUCAAAAUGAAAAAAAAAACAAAAAAACGGAUAAUGUCUCAUUUUCCAAUAUCUGUUUACUUUAGCUCAAGUGGAAAUGGGGUGAAUGGAUAACAAUAGUUUGAUCUGAUUUAGACUUUUUCGUAUGUCGAAAGUUUCAAGUGAACCUUACUCAGACGUCAGGAGAACAAGAAACGGGCUUUGGCAUUGUGGCUGGACUUGAGAAUUAUUCAGAGCUCAUACGGCACUUUUUUCAGGAUGGCAUAACUGAAUCAAUGUGCAGAGAUUUCCACCAUGAAGGCAGGAGUGCCAAGGUGCUCUAAAAUGUCCGUCAGAAGAUUCUAAGGAGAAAAGGACACAUGUCAGACACACAGCUGGGGUAACUUUCUACAGACGAGAAAGUCUAAAUCAGAUAUCGAACUGUCAUUAUCCAUUUAUCCCAUUUUCAUUUGAGCUGAAGAAAAACGGAAAUCAGAAAAUAAACGGCUAUCCGUUUUUCCAUUUUCUUUUUGGAGAUGAAUAUUUGGAAAACAAUUUGUUUUUUUCAUUUUUGGUUUUAUUUUGAAAUCAAAUGAACGAAUGAUACACAGAUUGACCAGCUCCCUCUGUCCCAAGACUUCUUAAAGGAAAUUCUUAGCUGCAGGAGCAUGGCACCCAAAACUGUUCCCCCCAUAUCAAAGCACACACUGGAGACGGAACACAUAAAUAAGUCAUGUGACUGAGUCACAGAGCAGAAAGUGUAGUUUAAAGCAUUUUCCAAAUAAAAAAUCACCUUACAAACAAGAACGUGAACAGUGAUUUAGCAUACAGGCUUACUGAGAUACACUGAUGAUGAGUUAAAGAUUUGUAAUUAAGCUCAGGCCCCAUGGAGGAUACAGGCAUUUAGAUGGUGCAUACGUGUAUAAAUCAUAAUCAAAGUCAAUCAGGGUAGUAAAUGUGGCGAAAACAAGCUUCUUUAUUUGCAGAAAAACAUGAUUUAUUUCUGAAAGACAAACUCAGCUGCAAUAAACUUUGACUUCUCAAAAAGAUGCUAAAUAUGAAGAUUUAAAGACAGAAUGAUUAAAACCCAAAGUUCCUGAAACACUCACCUGCUCUGAGAUUUGAAUCUCUUCACUAACAGAAGGGUCAGAGUCGAUCUUGUCUCUGUGUAUGAUCUCAUGUUUCAUGAAUGAGUUUACUCACUACAUUUAGCAUUACAGCCUGCAGGGGGGAACUUGUAGCCAAGUGAUAUCCUGCAGCCUCCUCAGAGUAGUAAGGAACUCAGGAGUUCAACCGAGCUGAUGCUGAUAAUAGUUAUUGCAUUCUCUGGUGGAGGAAUGUAAUGUGAUUUUUAAAGUAUAUUUAAUGCAGGAAGCGGUGGGCUUUAAAUAGGUAUGCGGCUUUGGGAUGUUGAAGGAGAGGGUGGGUCAAAUACCUGAAAAUAACACUUCUGAAAACAAGAUGUUUACAUGAUGUUUUGUGCUUUUUGGUCAAAUUAGAGGAUUUUCACCUACAUUUUCAGUCAGUGUUUGGAGCCACAUCAUCAUAAAUUGAAUAAAUUCACUUGAUGUCACAGUGGUCCAGUUAUUGAGAGCAGAUCAAGUGAAGAAAAUGAGCCUUUCACUAAUCUAACAGAGGUCUUCUUUUUUCUUUUCUCCUCCAGAUGACAGAGGAAAACCUUCACCCCCUCCACUAUCAAAGACCCCUGAAGCUGCAAAGGGUGACCCCAUCCCCACAGAAGCUGCCUACUCUGUCACGAACACUAAACCUACUUCACCCUCUCCCUUAUCAGAAGCAGAGGACACCCCUCAAGACACUAUUUCCACACUUGCACCCAGCGAUCCUGUUGCAGAUGUGAUGGAUGCUCCCCCACCUGUAAGGGAACCCACCCCGACCCCUCAACCAGCUCCUGAGGUGCCUGCUUACCCUGCACCCCUUCCUGACCCUGUCCCCUCCUCAGCUGCACAAGACAAACCUGACACAGAGGAGAAAGAGGAGGAGGAGGAAGAAGAAGCAGAAGAGGUAGCUGCUUCUUUGGACACACCUGUUGCAACCUCCUCCACCACCACCAACGGUGUAACAGAGGCGGAAUCAGAGAAACUGUUGGUAAUUUUGCCAACAAGUCAAAUGGAAGCUCCUCUAGAAUCACCCAUCGCUCAGCCAGAGGAGCUCCGCCUCCCCAACGGCCUGCCGCUUCCAGCUCCUCAAGACCCUGAGGUGCCCGCCUUCAGCACAGCAGAGCGUGAUGACAGCCCCAUCGCUGAGCCCGACAUCAACGAGCAGUGCGCCACACAGCCCCCUACAGACAUUAUCCAGGCAGCAACCGCACUAGAUGUCCAAACCCCGCCUGCACCCGUUCAGGAGCCGGCACCUGCGCCCACUGUCCAGGAGACUGUGGCUGAUCCCGUCGUCCCCACAGAACCUGCCCAGCCUGAGACCCAAGAUCCAGUUCCUCCAGUUGCCCUGGAAGUCCAAGAAGAAACCCCAGUGGCCCAGUCCACUGUCACGGAAGAGAAGCCAACUCCUACAGAGACGGUUUCCAGCGUCCCCGACAGCACCCCAGGAACAGUGCCCACACCUCCCCCUCCAACAGCAGAGGAGAGGGACGACACUCCUCCCCCUGAGGCAGUCACCCCUGCCCUUGCAGAAACUACUAUGCAACGUCAGUAAUCACAGCGUGCCAAAACAUCUCCUAGCUCAGAUGUUUGUGUGAUGUUGCAAUGAUGCUCGAAUCGCUCUGAAAAUUAUGUUCAUCUUCUCUCUGCAGCUGCCAUGUCUGUGCCAAAGAAGAAGAGGAAGAUGAAGGAUCUGAACAAGAAGGAGGCUGUAGGAGACCUUUUGGAUGCCUUUAAAGAGGUGUGUGUGUGUGUGUGUGUGUGUGUGUGUGUGUGUGUGUGUGCUUUUACAGCCUGUCAUCAUCAUUAUUUUACAGUCUGUUUAAAGUGAACUUUUGAUUGAUUGAUUGUUUGAUUGUGAUGGAAGAAGAACAUUAACUUUAGGAUAACUUUAAAAUCAAAUGCAGAUGGUGUUUUUCUUCUUUUUCCAUAGAAACUCAAACAAGCUUUUGCAUACUUUGAAUCAAAAUGUUUAACUACAUAUCAAACUAAUCAAUUAAAAACUUGCCUCUGAUCAACACUUCAUUAAAAAAAAGCACAGAAAUGACACCGCAGUGAGAAAAAUGACCAUUGUAGGCACUGUCAUGAGAUCCCUCUUUCUCUCUUCCUCUAUUUCUAAACCAGGAGCAGGUAGUGGCCCCUCCGGAGCCAGAGCCUGCCCCUACCCCUGCGCCAGAAACCCAGCCCCCUGCUGCCUCCCCUCCUGCCCCAGAGGAAGCAGACCUGACUUGGGAGGACAAGGAGGACAAGCUGGAUGCCGAGAAUAUUCAGCCAGAUCCUCACAAAGCAAGCGGCCCUGACAAGAAGUACCAGUACAAAGAGGGUGGGUCUCUGACCCUUGAAACUGUUCUGAGCUUUACACCAGCAAUUCAGCACAACCAAUCACCUCAGCGGUAGAGUUAACAAUUCGUCAGAAGACGGUUUAUGUGUACUUUGUGAAAACACAGGGAGUGGCACUGAUCUGAUUCUGUGGACAUGAACAUUUAUGUGAAAAGGAAACUUUAGAGAUAAGCCCAAAGAUUUUCAAGUUCUAGGGGAUUUGAGGUCAUCACAGUUUACUGCAGCUUUAAGUCACAGUCACACAUUAAACAGAACUUACCAUGUUGAAGUAUAAUUGGUCAUUUCCUUUAGACGAGACACAGACAGUUACCAAAAAGAAAAAUGCAGUUUGCCCACCGAUCUUUGAUGAUUAAUUUGCUAACAUAUCUGCCACCUUGUGGACAUUAUGAAACAUUACAACAUUACAUCAAACAUUGGACUGUUCAUGCUGUCUUUUCUUAUCCGCUGCGCAGGUGUGUGAGAAACAUCAUGUCUGUGCCAGUUAUGCCUCAGUUUCAUUCUGAGUUUACACUGUGAGCUUAAUAACUUCAUUAAAAGACAUCACUAUCUUCUCUAGAUCAAUGGAAGCCGAUCAACACAGAGGAGAAGAAGCAAUACGACAGAGAGUUUCUCCUGGGCUUCCAGUUCAUCUCUGCCAGCAUGAACAAGCCUGAGGGUCUCCCAGCCAUCAGUGAUGUGGUCCUGGACAAGGUGCACACUCAGUUUUUGGUUUUAUAUGAACCCCGACUCUUUAAAGAAAGGAUUGCUGAGUGAAUGUAAAGGAAAACAGGGUUUAAUGUUAUUUUCAACAGUUUGAUUGUCUUACUCUUUGUUUCUCAAUGCUCCAAAUGUUCUAAGCGGGUGAGACAGUUAAGCAUCUGGACUCUUCUAUUAAGGAGCUGGGCUGUUGUCAUUUGUGAAGACUGUGGUUUGGUAUCUUCUUGUUGCAAUAUGUAAGGCUCCUGAAUGAAAUUUCCUUUUUGUGUUAUUUCCUUAAAAGGCUAACAAGACCCCUCUUCGCCAACUUGACCCCAGUCGUCUACCAGGAAUGAACUGCGGUCCUGACUUCACACCAUCCUUUGCCAACCUUGGUCGGCCUGGCAUGGGAGGAGGAAGCAGAGGACCAGUAAGUGAUGUUUUUUUGUUUUGUUGGAGGAACUCUGUGGUUCUGAACUGCUGAGCCUCGUUAGCGAUCCAUCUCUCCCCCUUUCUCCCUCAGCCUCCAGGACUGGGCAUGGGAGUCGGAGGUCCACGUCGCUCUCAGCAAAUGCAGAGGAAAGAGCCGAGGAAAAUCAUCACCAGCAUGUCCCUCAGUGAUGAUGUGCAGCUGAACAAAGCAGAGAAGGCUUGGAAGCCUUCCACAAAGAAAUCUGUUCGUGGCCGCGGACCAGAGGAGAGUGAGGAGAAUGACCCAGAAAACAUCAAGACCCAGGAGCUGUUUAAAAGGGUCCGCAGCAUCCUCAACAAACUGACUCCCCAAAAGUUUCAACAGCUAAUGAAACAGGUGACAGACCUGGCUAUUGACACUGAGGAGAGAUUAAAAGGAGUCAUAGACCUCAUCUUCGAAAAGGCCAUAUCUGAACCAGACUUUUCUGUGGCCUACGCCAACAUGUGCCGCUGCCUUUCAGGGGUAAGUGACUCAGCACACAACAGGUUAAUGUGUGUUCUUGAACGUUUAAUCCAUGGCUACAACCAAAACAAACACAAAGCAGGCAUCAUGUCAUUCAAGCCUCUCCAUAUCUGCAUCAUGAUGUCGUCCCGGCGAACCUCAGACCUGUUGAAUUCACCAUGUUCAGAAAAACAGCUGAUGUAUUCAGAACAGACACUGUAUGAUUGGCCCAAUCAGAGAGCAGCUGUUUUGUGCUUUGGCAUCGUAAAAGGUUUGAUGUCUGUGCGUUUAGAUUUUGAGACCAACUGGGGCUUUCGCAGCUAAAACAGGAUCAGCUGUUUUUUCUGCUUUUCUACCAUUUCAACGUUGAACCAAACUAAGAAUUUCAAACUAAACCAGUGAAGCUGUAAAAGAAGAAAAUUGUAUGUUUUUCAUUACAAUAAGGCAGGGGGGCAGCCUUGGGUUGUGGUAUUUUAGAGCUUUACCCUUUCAUGCUGAUGACUUCAGGCACAGUGAGGAGUUUUGAGCUGGUCGAGAAACAGACUGAAACUAACAACCAGCCUUAAACAGUUGUAUUUUUACCAGAGCUGUUUGGUCCUUGGUGCAUUUCCCUGCAAAGUCCGGUUUGUUAGGAGUGGUGUGAAAGCUCCGUUAAACUUUGAUGCAGACAAAACAAGUGAAUCUUUGUCCUCUCAAAAAUGAGGGUCUUAAGUUUGCUUCGUGAAUUCUGGUGAGGCUCAUUUGAGGUGUAAAAGCAAUGCAGACCAACAACCAAACAAGACAGAAGUGACAUAACAUGCAGUGCAUCUGUGUACCACUGUCUCGGUGUAACCACGGCAACGUGUCACAGUGUCUGAUGGAGGGAUGGACAUCUUAGAUACUGUUCGUUUGUGGUAUAUAAGCCAGUGAAACAGGUUGGAUUUCUGCAGUUGUCCAGACAGUUUGGUUUGUUGGUCGUGUGAAAGUAAACUUCAUGAUAGUGUAUCAAUGUUGCUGUUUCACCCCUGAAUCGAAGCGACUCCUCUGAACUGCCAUGUGUGAAGAGAGGAUCAAGCCAUAGAUUUUAGCAUUUAAUGUCAGAAGACAACACAGUGAGGAGUUUGUCUGAAAACACAACUUUCACAAGCACAGGACAUGACGUAAAAAUAAUCCCUUUGUCCACAGGGGGGCGCCAAAACAGACACUGACAAAAAAAGUCAGUGCUUUAGAUAACACGCCUCUUGAAUUGAAUUCCUCUCUGAAAAUGUCGAGGUCUUGGCCCGUUAUAUUGGACAAUGCUGGGUUUGGUUGUUGAGUCUAAAAUCAACCGUUUUCAAGUGUAGAUAGACUUUUAAAGUUUAUCACAAAAUUAAAAAGUGGCAUUCAGACAUUGAAGAAGUGACGUCUGAUAGCUCCAGAAAUGAUUGGUUAUGGAUUCGUUUCCUUACUAAAACAGAAACACAAAAGGCUGCUGUUUAAAAUGAACUUACUGAUUCAGAAAACACUUCAUAACAUUAGAGCUACAAGCAAAAACUGAUGCUGCACUGUCUACUCAUAAAAGGCUCCCCAAGUACAUGCUGAAAGAGAGACAAAGGAACCACGUUAACGUCAAGAAUAAAUAAUCCCUGGUUCGAAAGAUCAGUAACUUUCAGCUUCGUGACUGGGAGACUCACAGAAUAUCAGAAACACUGCAUCUUCAUCACCUGGAGCCAAAAUGAGUAAAAUAUUCAGAAAACAAAGAUGUGUCAUAGCUGCAACAAAUACAUGUACAGGUGUUGAUAUUGUUACUUGAGCUCAGUAGUUGAGCAGUAUUUAUUGUGUAAUGAAGAAACACUUGGAUUGUAGAAACAUUUGAGCAGAUUGCUUCAAUUUUACAUCCAAAAAAAACCUUCAUAGAUAUUUGUACAAACAUCUAACAAUGGUCAUCAGGUGUUAUCUGGUGACUGUGCUGGUUUAGAAAUGUUUCCACCAGUGAAGAUGAUGACCUUUGAUGAGUGCACUGAUCCAAAGAUGGUAUUGAGGAAUAGACGAGCCGUCUCCUUGUCUUUCUUUCCUUCUGAGAAACAAUGAAUUUCUCUUUUCAGCUCAAAGUCCAAGCCACAGAUAAGCCGGGAACCACUGUGAAUUUCCGCAAGCUGCUACUAAAUCGGUGCCAGAAAGAGUUUGAGAAGGACAAAGAUGAUGAUGAGAUCUUCGAGAAGAAGCAGAAAGAGCUGGAGGCUGCCACAGUGGUACGUUUGUGACAGGGUCUUGACUUGUGCAUAAAGGAGCUGUUUAAGAUUUUUAAGUCGUCCAUACUUCAGGAGAAAGCUCUGAAAGAUUUCCGGCUGAUCAGGAUCUCUUCAGGAUAUUAACGGUUAUUUUCUUUCUCUCUGGCAGGAGGAGGAGAAGCAGCGGCUCAUGGAGGAGCUACAGGAUGCUAAAGACAAGGCCAGGAGGCGCUCCCUCGGCAAUAUCAAGUUUAUCGGUGAGUUGUUCAAGCUCAAGAUGCUCACAGAGGUCAUCAUGCAUGAUUGCAUCGUCAAGCUGCUCAAAAACCACGACGAGGAGUCGCUGGAGUGCCUGUGUCGAUUGUUGUCCACCAUCGGGAAGGACCUAGACUUCGAAAAGGCCAAGGUACAGAACACGCCAUCUACAAAUGCAUGCAGGGAAAUGUGGUUUUGUGUUUUGACUCGAGUUUUAAAGAAAGACCUCUGCUAAAGUUUAGUAAAACUGUUGUGCUUCUCCUCAGCCUCGUAUGGACCAGUACUUCAAUCAGAUGGAGAAGAUAAUAAAGGAGAGGAAGACCAGCUCCAGGAUCCGAUUCAUGCUGCAGGAUGUGCUGGACCUUAGACGGGUAAUGGAAAAAAAAAAAAAAAAAAACAUGUAUUAAGUAUCCUCAUAUGACUGAUAAUUAGAGAAACACAAAGCUGGAGAUGUAAACAGUCAAAGAAAGCAGUUUGACGGAAAACAAACCAAAAACUUUUCUUGUGAGUGUCUGUGUUCGUGUCUAGACUGUCCACACGAAUGUCCCGCCCCUUUUCUCAUAUUCCUGCGUCAUUUCAGUGUGGACAGGAAUCCACUCCAACCCACUCAUUAGGCUUUGAUUCCUCAUGCCAAACCUGUAGUUGUUGCAUGAUGUUAGAGACCAUGUGUGGUGUGUCUUACAUCCACAGCCCCAGAGACGUCCACACUGGUCCUUCAGCUUUGGUCUAGUGUGAGUCUCGUUCAUGGGCUAAGAAAGAAAGGUCUUCCUCAGCUCUUUAAUGCAGCACAGUUCCUAAACACAGAGCUGCUCUGUGCCAUAAGCUGAGACAUGACAUUAUAGUAGCAGCAGCAGCAGCAGCAGCAGCAGCAGUAGUGUCCUCAUUCACCUCUGCUAAAGCUGGAUGUCUUCAGACAGUCUGAGUGUGUCAGGGCUUUUCUAGGUUAAGUUGUGUUUCAGAGUCAUUUCAUUCAAGUGUCGUCGCGCUGAAGGAAUGCUGCAGUCCUGUAGUUAUGCUCCCAGUCCCGCCCACACACUGUUACAAAACCUGCUGUCUUCAGUGUUUUUACAAGCCAAAAAUCAGCUGCUCCAAGUCAGCACAGUGGCCCAAUUUAACAGUGAGACACACACUUAGUUUCUUUUGUGGGAAAAGAGGGGAGCACAGCGUCUCAAGGAUGUGGUCCUCUUCUAACUUGAUUUUUGAGUUAAACACAUCCAACAUGUACUUAGGCUUUUGUGAUUGAUCUUUGAGAUCUAUAACUUUAAUGUUUAAAUGUAGAUUUGUGUGGUGGAAAUUCAUGUUAUGACCUCUUUUUUUUUUUCCUUUUUUUUUGACAAAUUUCUUAAUGAAUCCAAAUUAUAACCCAAAAAAACAAACAAACCAAGACUAAGAUUUGACCUCUAAUGAAAUAUGUAGUUGUCAAUUACCUGUGCUGUACUCAUAAUAUAACCCCCCUUACCUCAAUGCAGAAUAACUGGGUCCCCCGGCGAGGCGACCAGGGCCCCAAAACCAUCGACCAGAUCCACAAAGAGGCAGAGCUGGAGGAGCACAGGGAGCAGAUGAAGGUGCAGCAAGCCCUCGUCUCCAAGAAGGAGACAGGCGGCGGCCCCGGUGGCAGGAUAGGUGGAGGAGGCCCUGGGGGUCGUGGGGGCCCCCAUACUCAAGGCCGCGGUGCUCCAUCCCAGGAUGAAGGCUGGAACACAGUGCCCAUCUCCAAAAACCGACCUAUCGACACAUCUCGCCUUAGCAAAUUCACCAAGGUAGGAGAGGAAACCGGUUUUUCACCUUACUUAGUUUUUUUGACAUGUCCCAGCUGGAGUUUGACUGAUUACUGAGAGUAAACAGCAGGUUUUAACCAGCUCUCUCCUCUCUUAGACUCCUGUUCUUGACCUCAACAAUCAGUUACUGGCCCCUGGAGGUAAAGGCACAUGGGGCAGCUGGGGUAAGGGCAGCAGCGGUGGGACAAGCACCAAGCCUGCAGAAUCUGGUAGGUUCCCCCCCGACAAACGAAUAACUAUGACCUUAAUUCCAAAACAGCUUAGACGCUCAAGAAAAUGUGGAUUAAAAAAAAAAAAAAAGUUUGCAAACAAGUUAAAAAAGAUGAAUCUUGACAUGUUCGAUGUGUGUGUUUUAUCCCGCUGCAGGGCCAGAGUCAGGCAGCCGUCCAGCCACCAGCACUCUGAACAGAUUCUCCGCCUUACAGCAGCCUUCAUCAUCCUCAUCAGUGGAAUCAGACAGACGAGUUCCUCAGAGGUUAGCAGUACCAAAACUGUCAAAGCCAAUUUUAGAUAAUUCCGUGCUUUCAGAGAGAAUGUUUCAGACUGAGUCUAUCAGCUGACUUCCUCUGCCUCCGCUCCUCCCUCUGUGCUCUUACAGGAACAGCUCCAGUCGAGAGCGCGGCGAUAACUUCGACCGCUCGAAUCGGGGCGGCGACAGGUAUGACAGACGGGAUGACCGACGUGACGAUCGCGGCGAUCGGAACCGGCUGCAGGUCACCAAACGCAGCUUCAGCCGGGAGAAUGAAGGGCGGAGUCGAGAGAGAGAGCAGCGCGGGUCGGCCGAUCCUGUCCGUAGGGUAGCGAGCAUGACGGACGACAGAGACAGAGGCAGCAGAGAGAGAGCCAGAAGCAAAGACAACGGUAGGCGAUUAUAUACAUGUUAAACCAUGCAAAGAACACAAUUUCUGAAAGUCCAAGUGACAUCUUCAAAUCAAUUAUUGAUUUCAAACCAAGAAAAGGACAUUCCAGAGGAAAAAACAGCAUGGGUCCUUUUUUCUUUUUUGGCCCUCUAUGAACUUUGAGCUCAGACAAGAUCCACCAAAAUGAUGUACAAAAUUACAAGAGUUUUAUUUCAGAAAAAGUUGGUAUAAACUUGAGUUCCUAUGAUUGAGUUUCAUGUUAUUUCUGUUUUACAUGAAAGCAGUGAAGCGGGAAACAGCUGCCACCCCUCCACCACCCCAGACCCCCACCAAGCCUGCCUUGACCGAGGAGGAGCUGAACAAGAAGUCUACAGCAAUCAUCGAGGAGUACCUUCACAUCAAUGACAUGAAGGUACGUGAUUAUGAGCUUGUAAAUGUUGCCGUUUCUGUGUCCAAAGGAUCUUUGGUUCAGCCCUGAUGAGUAUUCUGUCAGACUCAGAAACAUCUUUACACUCUUUCUGCCCAACAGGAAGCUCUGCAAUGUGUGCAGGAGAUGAAUAGCACUCAGCUGCUGUUUGUGUUUGUACGAAACGGGCUGGAGUCCACGCUGGAGCGCAGCACCAUCGCCAGAGAGCACAUGGGCUUGCUCCUGCACCAGCUCAUCAAAGCCAGCAUCCUCCCAACACAGCAGUACUACAAAGGGUCAGUAUGACACAUCAAUCUACCCUAACAAGGUCAGUAGGACAAGUCUGUGCAUGUAUGAAUACAGCAUGAGAGAGCUAACAAGAAAACGAACAAGACUACCAAGAAUAGAAUAUACAUUCAAGAAGCUAUGACUGUCUCCACACAAGUGCAAGUAAAAUCAUUCUUGUGAAUGAAUUACACGUUAAGUCAAUGCAAAGAUAUGGUUAGACGCUCCUACUACUCUAGUGGCGCAAAUGACGCAAAUUCGACAGGAGCUGAAAAUGUCUCAACUUGAGCAGAUAUUCGUGUCACAAUAGGGUUGCCGGGUGAUGUAUGAAAACGGACGGUUGUUCACUGGUAUCUAAAAUGAAGGAACAAACUGAUCGUGUUGGUGUGUGGGUGCCCCGAAUUAUAUGAUGCGUUUUCUUUCAAUUAUCGAAACCGGAAUGAAAAGGAGCUCGUCUGGAGGCAAAUGAGUGAGGAGGUCGGAUUACCUGGUAAUCCUGUGAGUGCAUAUGUGUGCCUGUGGUUAUGGAGUCAGUUGGAAAGUUGCAGCAGCCUUGGCAGUAAAAGCGGCGCUUUAUGUCAGGGUGUCUCUCCUCCCCACAACAAAAAAAUAGUAGCAAUCUUCACGAUGCGGUUUAUUUCUACCAUGCUUGGAUUUCUUGUAUCCAUGGUACCAGUAUCCAAGGAACGAUGAAAUGAAGCGAGUAAAUACUAUUCAUCCACGCGUCUAGAUUUGUGCGACUUCAGCGAGUAGAUGUUUUUACUCGUGCUUGGUGUUAGCGCCCCAUAAAGAUGGACUGAACUCCUCAAUGAGAUGAAAAAUGGCAGUUUCAGCCUUAAAUGAACACAGUUUGUGACUGCAGGGUUUUUAAUUAACAGACACCCAUGGGAGCACUGCUGCUCUUUAGUACCAAAAGAAUGUCUGAAAAGUAACACUUCUCAGCAGGCAGUACAAUGACAAAGUAGAAAAACGCUUUGUGAGCCAAUUUCUGUUUAUUUGGAUCAUUUUGGUGGCAGUUUUCGCUGAUUCACCAUCUGUUGAGAGUUUGAACCCCAUUCAUCCUCCUUAAAUCCCCAAAACUUCCUAAAAUAUGUGCUGUGUGUGUGUGUGUGUGUGUGUCUUUAGGCUUCAGGAAAUCCUGGAGGUGGCUGAAGACAUGGCCAUAGACAUCCCCCACAUCUGGCUGUACCUGGCAGAGCUGAUCACUCCCAUGCUCCACGAGGGAGGCAUCCCCAUGGGAGAGCUCUUUAGGUACGUCCCACUCAUUUCUCAGACCAUCACUAUGUUGAUCAUGUGGGCUGUGUUGGAUUCAUAGCUGGAUUUUUAACUGUUUUUUUUUUUUUUGGUCUUCAGGGAGAUUUCAAAGCCUUUGAUCCCUCUGGGCCAGGCUGGUGUCCUGCUGGUCCACAUCCUGACUUUACUCUGCAAAGGAAUGGUGAGAUCAAAACAACAAUGGUGCCUCAUUUCAUGUUUUCUUGUACAGAGAAAAUUUGUUUGUUACUGGUUUGUAAUAUUUUGGAAACAGGAAGACUUUUGGCUCUCAUAUUGGACCAAGCACAGUCUUUACAUUUUUGAAAAUUAAUCUUGAAUUGAUCUUUUUUCACAUCAGAGCCAUAAAAAAGCAGGCACUAUGUGGAGGGAAGCUGGCCUCCGGUGGAAAGACUUCCUCCCCGAGGAUGUCGACGUCAACAAGUUUGUGACAGAGAAGGUGAGAGGUCACACAGUUUUACCAGUAGAGUGGAGGGGGGCUGCAAGAUUAAAGCUGAAGUCCUACAGAGCUGCAUAAAAACUGCACAUUCAUUGCAGCAGAUUUAGUGAGAGGAUAGACAAUUCAGCCUUCUCGGUAAAUCUCCACUGUGUCUCACACACUCUGUGACUUAUAUUACAUAUUUUACGGUGAAUUUCAGUCAUAGUUCAGCAGGUCUAGUUAGAGGUAACACUAUGAGGCAAAAAGCUGAUCAUGUUUCUCUGAACCAGGAUAUGGAGUUCACUCUGGGCGAUGAGUCUGAGAAGAGUAAAAAGAAGGAGAUGAGCUCUGCAGAGCUGACCAAACAGCUGGACAGACUGAUCCAGGACCAGGCUGACAACCAGAGGGUCUUUGACUGGGUUGAGGUGCUGUUGCACAUGUUAUAUAUGUUGUAUUUUGAUACUUUAGAUCUUGUUUUUGUUUCAGUUUCUGUUCUCUACAUGAAUAAGGCUUCAGUAUUGUUGUUUUCUGGGUGUAGGCUAACCUGGACGAGCAGCAGAUCUCCUCCAACACCUUCGUCAGAGCUUUGAUGACCUCCAUCUGCCAGUCAGCAGUUAUCUGUGAGUCCACAAAGACCCUCUGUUGUCCCCAUCAGAGCCGACCUGUGGCGGACUGUGGGACAGUGUUGACAAAGACAUGGAGUCGGUUGAAUGUCAUUGAGUCAGCGUGGCUUUGUGGUCGAGUUUGACGAAGUUUUCAAAAUUCUUGACCUACAGGUGAGAACCCCUACAAGGUGGACGGAGAGCAGAUCAAACAGAGGGCCAAGCUGCUGCAGAAAUACCUGAAGGAUGAACAGAAGGAGCUGCAGGCUCUGUACGCCCUGCAGGCCCUGAUGGUGCAGAUGGAGCAACCUGCCAGUGAGUAGCUAAUCCCAAACUUGUGUUUUCAAGUUUGCAUCAACUUUUACUGAAUGAGAAUAUCUCUGUGCAUCAUUUUUAUUCUUCUUGAAAGGUAAUGUGUGCCCAUUUUCUCCUCCUGUAAGGCUUUUUAUGAAACAUUGGCUUUAGUUUCAGUUAAAAUGAUAAUAAAAACUAAUCCAGGACUCUCCUUUGUCUCUGUCUCCCUCCUUCAGAUCUGCUGCGGAUGUUCUUCGACACCCUCUACGAUGAGGAUGUGAUCAAAGAGGAGGCCUUCUACAAGUGGGAGUCUAGCAAAGACCCCGCCGAGCAGCAGGGCAAGGGCGUGGCCCUCAAGUCCGUCACCGCCUUCUUCACUUGGCUCCGAGAAGCUGAGGACGAGUCUGACAACAGCUAGGACCUGCUGGGACACGCUGUGGGAGUUAGAGAAGGGUCCUUGGAGCAGGUGUGAAUGUUUAGCGGACGAUUCAGAGGACUCUGAAUAAAAAAGAAAAAACCUUCUGCAUAAACAGAAAAAGCAAGAAAAAAAUUCUUCAACUGGGAGAGAUUGUAUUAUGGAUCGAACGUUCGAUCGUGUUAUUUUUUUUUUUUCUUUUUUUUGGGUUCCUUGUUUUUUCCUUGUGCAACUGAAUGUCAUUUUUGAAAUGAAUGAAUAACAAGAUUAAUAGAGAGAUUAGAUUUGAGAGAGAAUGCUGAGCAGCGUUGCAAGCCGCGGAGAUAAUGUUGUUUCCUUCAGUAUUUUUUUGAGAUUUAUCUCCUGUUUUUUUUUUUCAAAUGGCUGUUCCUCGCCACGGCAACACUAUCCAAGACACUUUGCUUAACGACAGAUAUUAAGAAAACAUCAACUUAAAAAGGCUGUUCACAUUUAUAUUUUUGAUGACUUCAUCCUUUAUUGUGUGGAUGUGACACAGAAACAUUGUCAUGCCUCAUGUACGGUGUUUGAUCUACAUGAUGCGCUUCUGUAGACAGUUAGCUUUUGGUUCUUCUUCUUCUUCUUUCCAGUGUUGGAUGAUUGGAGUGAGUUUUUAUAUUAAAAAAAGAAAACUACAAAGAAAAGUGAUGAGUGCUGUCUAACGGACAUUUCAGACAGGAGUUUAAGGAACGGUUGUUGGACUCCCUGAGGAUCAUACACAUCCUUAACUUGGAUGCUGUCGCUGGGGAGUGGGGCGACAAACAUUGACCAUUUUGCUGCUUCAGGAUGACGAUGCUUCCCUGACGCCCCUGAACCCCCAAACCCCAACCCCCUGGACACCCCCUCCCUUGUGUCUGUUUCACUCUUUUCCUGCGCUUUAGAGGACAAACUAUGGACAAAUGGAGAGUGAGAGUAAGGAGUCACGGCUGCACCCUCCUACAGAGCCUGUCAUCAGAUUAAAAAGAGGAAAUAUCACAAUGAAAACUUGAAAAAAUCUACAUAAAAAAAUCUACUUCAAGGAAGAAGGACUCUAAAAAAGUUCACAGUUCGAAUCCUGAGGCCUUUCCUGCUUUCAUGAGUGGAAAUGCAUUUCAGGAGAGUUCUGUAAAUAUAUGAUGGAUAAACUUUUUUUUUUUUCUUUUUUUUUUUUUUCAAAGAAGAAAUGCUCUUUUCCCUGUAUUUAUAUUUUUCUCUCCUCAGCUGGCAGAAGGUGCUUGUAAUUAUCCAACCCGAGUCAUUGGUUACGGUUUAAUUGAAAAUUUGUAAAUACUUUUUUGCUUUACUUUAUUAAAAAAGAUAUUUAAUUAAAGAAAAUUAAUGCCUCUUUUCACAUCCAAAACUGGAAGAGAUAAUAAAGAUUGUUGCCAAUAAAAGAAAAACUCCCAUACUCAUGCUUUUGUAGAGACUGUUUGGAUGGAGGCUGGUUUCCCUGUUGAUGUAGAGCUGGCCUCUCUGAUUUUAAUUACUGCCACACCGCAGAGCUGAUCACAUUUAAUGUAGACCAGCUCUGGGUUGAAUACUGCGGCUUUGUUUUUUGGUUUGUUUUGUGUUCCAGUUUAUACACUGCUCAAAGAAAAUAAAGGGAACACUUAAAUCACA
Messenger RNA from Xyrichtys novacula (pearly razorfish), 51217 nucleotides. NCBI's taxonomy places the organism in Eukaryota, Metazoa, Chordata, Actinopteri, Labriformes, Labridae. The record is from the annotation of a GenBank genome assembly.